AUGGCAGAGAGUUUUUACAAACUGGAAGAUGAAGCCUUUCCCAGUUUUCUCUGCAAGUCUCUGGACAGUACCAGUGGCCGCGCCACACUGGGGAAUGUAACACUGGGUUCAGGUCCAGGACUUCCAGUGGCUGCCUCGACAGUGGCUAAAAUUAGACCCGGAUCUGACAACAGGUGGGAGCAUGCUUCUGCUUUGGGCAGAUGUGACUGGUUAGAAAAACACUCGAGUGCAUUAUUCUCUAAAUCAUGCACUCUGUUUGACAAGUGUGACGCAUACGAUACAAAUAUUUACAAUUCCCCUUUGUCAAUUUGUGGAAACUGCUUAAAGCAUCAACAUUUAGCUGGAAAAAAGAUGUCUUUUCAUGUUGUGGUACAUAAUGAAAAUUUAAAAAGCCAUAUGCGCUGGGACUGCUCAUGAGGCACAUGCCACUAUGAUUCACAAGCUGUUCAGUCACAGCAGUGCUGUGUUUUUUUUUUUUUUGUUUCACAGAGGAGAACCUGUUGAUGCAUCAUAUCUUGAGGGCAGAGAGCUGCAGCAGGCCACCUCACAGUCAUCUGUUGGAGAUCAGCCAAAGUUUGCCCUCAGCUUCAAAGAUGAUUUGUGAGUAUAGAGAUAGAGAUUACAAUGCUCAUCAAUGCUUUUCAUGUUGUUUUUUGAGUCUUCAAAGUUAAAUACAGUCAGUUUCACUGAGUAUUGCUAUAGUCAUGUGCUCUGAAAAGAAGAACUCAGUAACAAUAUUUUAAACUAAAUGUCUUACAACCUACUUUUGAUGCAUUAUUUAUAUCUGUAAGUACUUCCACCUCUUAUUCCAUGUACCCCUCUCAUUCAUCUUAAAUUGGUAACACUGUCUGCACUACAGGGACAAUGCAGAUGACUUUAUCGCGGCCCACCGUCUUUCAGACAUGCUUGUUAAAAUUAAUCUCGAUGAAAGUACAUCCAGACUCCAAGGGUCUGUGGUGGGGCCUCCUUCCAUUCAGAUGGGCUCAAUCCAGGGGCGGCCAACAGACCUCGGAACAGGUAUAUCUUACUUUUUAAAUACAGCAUCUACAUGCUAACAGCCACUGACAUUGUCAUUACACUUAUGAAUUACCAUAUGUAUACAUAUAUCUAUACCUAUAUGUAUGCUGAAUUUUAGAAGUUUGUAAUAACAAAAAGAUUACAUUUUCCAGCUGUGAUGCUCAAAGACUGUUCCUCUGUUUUCUCUGACAGAUCUGUCCACAGGGCUCCUAACAUUUGCUCAGUAUGGCCUUAAAGAUUGUACGGAUGCAAAGGUACUCAUUUUGUUGACUUUUCCUGUCUUAAGGUUGACUACUUGAUCGUUGCACAACAUGUCUUAAUGUUUGUAACUGCUGUGAGGGGGUCGGAAUGCUGAAGAAACAGCCUCAGUGAUAUUUUCCACUCCACAUAUUCAUUGUGAGUGAUAAAUUUCCCCUCAAAAAGGCAACUCGAGGAGGUGUUUUUGUCUUAGAACAUGCCUUUUCCAAAGAUGAGAUAAAAUCUCCAUGAAACAAGUAACAUCUCUUUGUCUACGGGGGUGCCAAAGUAAACACAAACAGAGGUUUCAUGAAUACUUUUGAAGGCCAAACUUUUGAAGUGAGAAUAAUUAAACCCAGUUAAAACAUACAACAGAGCAGAUAAAUGGUAGACACCAAUGUUUUUAUGGCACUUGUUAUUGAGUUAAUUUUAUAAUUAGGAUCUGUGCUAAAUGUCUUAUUUUAAAAUAAACCGUGAUUGAGCAUGCUCUGUUUUUUCUAAUUUUGGGGUACAUUCAGACUCAGCCCGUUCCAGCAACAGCUGAGGAGAACAGUGUGCAGAGUGAGGGCGUGGACAGUGAUCAUUUCAGCGGCAGUAACUCAAGUUUCCUGGCAAAUGAAAAGCUUAUGUCUGUGGACAGCAUUAACAGUGAUAUCUCAGGUAUGACCUCUUUCAUUUUCUUUUUUGUAUUCCAUCACAAUAACACAAGCUGAUCACAAGUUGUAUACUUGAUCCAUGUAGGACACCACAGGGCAGGAAACUAACACUGAGCUCUGUAUAUGCUGUUUUGUCACUGUGAGGUUCAUAUAUAUAUGUGUGUGAUUUUCAGAUGACAACAUUGAUUCGAACGACCUGCCUGAUGAUGAGCUGGAGCAUUAUUUCAGUAAGCUGGUGCCUCCUGCCAUGCAGAGGGGUAGAGUGGAAGGUCAGGAGAUUCCUGCAUCAGUAAGUCUCCUUCCCCCAUUAAAAUAUGUUUUUCUAGUUAAUUGUUUCACUUAGUAUUCAACUCUUAUUUAAUCAUCACUGUGUUAUCAUUGUUGUAUGAUAUUUAUGAAAGGGACGACAAAGUGCUGCUGAUGACACAUCAAACCCAAGUUCGACAGAGCGUGGACAGUAUAGAAACCACUUUCUUGAUGAUUACGAUCAGGUCAGCACAUUUACACUCUUUCUAACUUGUGCCUUUGAGCUGCUUCGAGUGCAGAUAUAGAACCUUGUAUUAUUUCUAUUUAGGAGGUUUUCCAGAUGCCAGAUGUGCGUCUGGCUGCUACAGGUAUGGACUCCUGUCCUGCCAGCGAUGAGGACACUGAGGAUGAGCUGGAAUCUGCCAGAAGGAACAGCAAUACAUCCAGAACAAGACUGCUGCCCAGCACCUCAAGACAACUUGUAAGAAGGCACACAUUUCUGGAUUGCUGAUUCUAUCUGUAAAACUGAGUUUUGUUUACUGAAACUUAUUUUUUAUUUGUUUGGACGUCUAUUUGGUGCAGGUUGGGGAGAGUAAUCAUCCCAGUCUCCGACCGGGCUUAGAGGGAGGCAGUUCUGAUGAUGAGGCUUCAAAUGGCCGGGGCGGUCCAUCUUUGUCCGGUAUUGAACACAGGCGAUCAGCUGAGGGACAAGUCAUCAACCCCCCUGUUACAGGUGCAAUAUGCUGUUGAAGGAUGGGAUUUGUUGUUUUUUUCAGUAAUGUGCUUUUAAAGAAAAUGCAUGUAAAAGAAAAAUCGGAUAGUGACAACCUCAUUAUUAUAUGAGGUUGGUAUACAUUUUAAAGCCUUCAUUCUAAAAAAAAACAGAAAGUUGUUGCUGGUGCUUUCUUUAGCUUGGGUGCAGCUUUACAAAGCUUCAAAAUGUGUUGUUUUUUGGCCACCAUGAUGGUGUACCUGAAUCACUGAAGCUGAUUUUAGCAUGACGGACAUUCCAGUUUCUGCUUUUGCCUGGCUUGCAAAGUUUCCUUUUUACUGAAACAAACGGCAUUAUGAAAACUGAGUGCAGGGGAUGUUAUGGAGUCAGGGUACAUUUACAUUACUGAACAAAGUGUCGUUCUUUGCUAGAUGUUUGUAAGUGGUAUUAGAGGGUCAGCCACUUUUAACUUCUUCUGAACCUAGCUGCAUGGUCAAGUAGUAUCAAGUCAUCAGCAGGUCCCCAGUAUUACAUUUAACACUCAUACUUUUUCUUCAGGCUCCUGCAAUAACCUUAACUUUAGACGGAGAAAUUACAAUGGUGAAUUGGUGAUUAGUGAUUUCUUCAGAUUGUGUUAAAGAUUAAAUGUUUCAAAUGAGGCUUCAUUAGGAAAAACAUUUAGCAGACUUUCUGUUAUUGUUAUUCAUCACACAAGGAGCAGUUCCUUGGUAGUUUAAAGACUGAUUUUCUUCCUCACAAACCAUAAUGACCAUCUUUUUAUUAUGCUGUUGUAACCCCAGGGGAUGGAGGUGGUGGGGAUGGAAGCAGCGGCAGUGAGGAAAGCGGGAAUGACGGUGGAGUUUCAACCAUCCCUCUCCCGGCAACUACUGUCCCGACCACCUAUGAUGUCUUGCGAGGACUUGGGAUUGUGGGUAGCAGUGCUGUUGGUGAAGAUGACGACAGUGAUCUGAAUAAUCUGCCAGGACAUGGGAGAACCAGUGUCUCAAGACAUACUGAGGUAAGAAGGACUUUGAUGGACAUGUAUAGUUUGUGACAUUUAUAGAAGCUGCCUUUGCAGCACAAGCAAGCAGGCUUUUUGGGCCACUGAUUUAAAGUGAGAUUCUUCCUUUCAUAGAAAAACCUCUGAUGCACUCAAAAAUCUAGUCACAUUCAUGAUACCAUGUUUUGUAGAUGGGUGACCGUGUGGGUCCUGUUGGAACUGGAGAGACCAGCUCCUCUUUGGGUGCUGCACUGGGAAAUCAGAAACUUUCUCCGGUCAACUGGAGCAUGGUACUGGAUCGACAGGAGGCCCUGGUGAGUACAGAUGUCACCUUAAAAGCCUACAUGUGGCAUUUUGGAUAUACUUUAAUUUAUGGAGUAUGAGGGAAAAUGUGUGUGAGUGUUGUCCAUGGCUGAUGGAAACAGAAUUGAUAUUAUAUUUUAGUUCAAUUUGAUUAGUAGAAAAAGUAUUGUGGUUUGAAACAAAAGACAACUGUAUUAAAGGUUCAGGUGCCAUGAAUGAAUUCGUACAUUAGACUAGGGAUGGGCGAUAUGGGCUAAAAAAUGGAUCACGAUAAGAUUUGCCAUUCUGGCAAUAACGAUAAAAAAUAUCCUGAUGAAAAAUAUUAUAAUUUCAAUCUAUAUUUUUGACUCAUUUUGUCUUGAGAACACCAGUUGGAAAAGUCAAAUAAGAUACUUAACCACAAGUUUGAGUGGUAGGUUAUGGAGAAAAUAUUUUCAACAUUUUUUGAAAACUCUUAUUGCUCAGAGUAAACAGCAGCAGAUCCACUCUCCGAUGUCAGGCAUACCUGAUUGCACUUGUCUAAACUCCAAUCUUGAAGGAAAUCCCUCAUGUGGAGCCUCGUUCAGUAAUGAGCUGCUCAGAAAUGUCUUCUUUAUUACCUUCGGCCAUGUUUGUUUGUUAUUCUGCUCUGUGUGGGCAACGGCUGCGAGUCCGUCGCUCACACUUACGUCAUUAACUUGCACUUAUUGCGUUUAUCGUGAGAUGGCAAGUUUUUAUCGUGGAGGAUUUUUUUUAACGAUAAAGCAUGAACCAUAAUUAAUCGCCCAUCCCUACAUCAGACCUGUCUGCUAAACAAAGAAAAUAAUCAAUAAAAUUGUGAAGCUGUGAUAAUAUUUGUUGUUUCACAAUUUCAGAGUGUAGUUCUUCCAGAUUUAUCCAGACUUGAUCUAAAAGGUGACCCAUAUGAGUCAAAGAACAUUAAAAGGGGGCAGUCAGCUGCUUUGUGAUGGAAAGAGGAUAAAAGCAAACUCAAUGAGCUAAAAUGUGUGAUGAUGUUUGUGUAAAGCUUGAGAUUAUCCUUCUAUGUCAAACUGACAGUGGUGAGCAGUGUUAGCCAUAGCUGUUUUUUUUUUUUUUUUUACACACUCUGAUCCCUUUGGAAUAUAACAUGAGAUUAGCUGUUACAGUGAUUCUUGUUUGAUCCAGUUUUGAUCAGUGCUUUGUUUCGGUGUGUCUUCGUAAAGAAGGGUGUAACGGGCUUUGAUGCCACAUACUCAGAAUCUGUGUGUGCAUGUUCGAUAAUUGGUGCUUCUUAUUGAAGUAUAAUCAGAGCCUUUCAUGCAACAAACAGGAUCUCAGUAACAGAGUGAUCAGCAGUUUUCUCUCUCUAUCCCUCUCUCUCAUAUGCAAGUACAAAUAAGAGUUGACGUGGCUCUGGGCAUGCUCUGUGUCUGUCACUGGUUUUUGCAAACCCAGUUCGUCAAAAUGAAGAGUCAAUUAAAGAGCCAAAAUAGAUCACAUGUUAAAUGGUUAAACUGACAUGUGUUCCACAGACAUUAAUCGAAUUGUGGGUUAUAAUUCAGUUCAAAAGGUUUUGACUGUUCUUGUAACUGCUCGAAACAAAACAAGGACUUUAAAUUGUUAUAUGAAGCCUCAAGUGAACUGUACCAUACAUAGGAAAUGCUGUGUGUAUUUGCAUUUUUUCAAUGAGAGAUUUGUGAGUGUAGGUACUGUAUAAGUAGCCGUAAUAAAUUCUUUGUGGAUGAAUACCAGGAUGCCAUGGAGAGUACAGACUCGGGGCCCACCAUUGAUAGAUUAUUGGACUCAGUCUAUCUGAGGAGUGGAGCUGGACUCAAGAGACCUCAGGACUCAGCAAACUUCACUUUCUCUCACCUUCAGGGAACCUAUGGGAGCUUCCACUUCUCCCAGGUAUGAUCCAUAACCUAUGAAAUGUGUGCUUUAUAAAAACAAGGUGGCUUUAUCUGAUUUUUCAUUUUGUUACUUAAACUCUGUUUGGCUUUUCAGUUUGGUGCUUUAGAGAUUUGUUCCUUGAUUGUUGUCCAACAAACAAUAUCCAGUGUUUGUGAGUUUCAUGUUUCCGGUCCGAGCAGUCUGUCAGCAGCAUGGCGAAACACUCAGAGUCACAGUUUUUGAUCAUGAUUUGGCAGCAUGAACAUUUCUUUUCAUCUGCACAGUUAGUCUUUGGUUAGGCAUGUGAUUUAUAAGGGUGGAUGGGGAUUUAUUCAGCUUUCUUAACAGGUUCUAUGAAAUGUUGUUUUGCCGCACUGAUACUCCUGCACAGAAAUGGUACUUAAAAUGUAAAGUAGCACGAUUUAUUUGACAAGAUGUAACAUAAUAAUUAGGGAUGUUCUCAACUCAUAGUUUAAUCAUAGAUAUUGUUUGGCAGCACUAGAGCUAAGUGACGACGUGAAGGACAGACUAGUUGAUAGAAGAUGAUCAAUCAAAUUCAGGUCAGCUGUUGGACUUCUUUGCUGUGAAUCCCCCCUCUAAGGGGAAAAGUGGAACUGAAACAUGCUGGCAGGAGCUGGUUCUGCCCUACAGUUUUCACCCCCCUCUUUAUUACUAAAUGCUGAGGAAUUUUGUACUAUCGUUGAAACUUUAGGAAACUCUCAACCUUUAUUGGUUGUGCAAAACUCUUCCUUUUCUGAUUGCUUGAAGCUUCUUAUCUUUGAACUCCGUCUGUUGCAUGUUUCGAAAUAAAGUAAAACAGGCAGGACACAAAGUGGAAUUUUGAAUUUUAUGCAGUUGAUAACUGUUGUCACUCAUCCCAUACUCAGGCUAUGCUCCCAGAAGGUGAUGACGAGGAGGAGGAUGAUGAUGAUGAUAAUGAUGGAGUAGAUGAGCCUGACGGUGCCAGGUCUUCUUUGGGCUUAAGGAACGGGCCUUGUGGUAAUGUGACUGGUGCAGAAGCUUCAGCUGGUACGAGUGAGGAUGAGGAAAAUCCUCUGUCCACCUCCCUGGAACCCAAGUAUUUCUCCCAGAGCUUCCACCAGGACCAAGAAGAUUCAGAUGAUGGUUGGAACCACUGCUCGGGCAACCUGGAGCUGGAGUUCCAAAAAGGUCAGCUUUAUCUUAGAUGUUCAAAUCAGACAUUUUUAAAAUGAUCACAGAUCUAGGACACAAAGCUCAUUCUGUUUUAUAUUUGUGGGAGAGUGUGUUAACAGCAUGGCUUGCUUUAUUAGGUGCUAAUGCCGCUCAUGGUGUAGUGUACCAGAAUGAUGAAGGGCAGUGGGUGACAGACCUUGCAUAUUACUCCUCCUUUGAGAAGGAGGUUGAUGGGAAGACAUCCGAGAACGGUGGACAGUUUGAGUCUGAGGAGUUUGUUUCUUCCAGUAUGUAACACACAGAUCUAAUGUAAUACCUGAAGAUUCAGCCUCAGUGUUUUCAUGUUUCAGCGCUAAACCCAUGUGACUUUUCUUUUUACCUCUGCAGGUGAUGCAGUGGACAAGAUCGCUAAAGAUCAAGAGGAAUUUGAGAAGGAACAUCAGUUCAUGCAGGUAUACACCAGUGACUUUUUUUCAUUUUUCUGGAUUGAACAUUCACCUUUUAUUAAUGCAAUACCUCGAGAACCCCUCAUAUCAGAUGUGACCUGCUGUGCGAGCAGCCAUGCCACAGCAUACACAGUUCCUGCUGCUGCAGCCACUCAGUGUUUCAUAAACAAAGACCAGACCUGGGCGUGCAGCUAUAUUUCCCAGCAAUUUUCACUCAUUUAAUUUCUGUCGAACUUUGGUGUCCUUCAUCAAAAAUGAUCAUGGUCUGUGUGUCACAAAUACUGUUUGAUCUGCCUGUGAUCUGAAAGGGUGCUAAAAAGAGAAGAGACAACAGAAGGUCCUUCUGUUCAAUAUAACAAUUAAGGGCUAAUGUUAAAUAUAAACCUUCUCAUUCCACUGUUUUAACAGUUUGAUGCAGCUGGUUUCUGUUGACCUCAGUUUUGGAUCAUCUUCAACAACCGUUGUCCUCACUUUAAUCGCCUGUUGCGAUAUUGCAACAUUAGAAACGCUGAUGUUAAAGGCCCUCCUGAUCAGUGUUGUUAAAGCUCAGCAGACAUUAAGAAACUGUAUGAAGGAGGAGAGCUGCGGCGCUGCUGUCAUGGGCAGAUUCAGCACUUAGCUUAGGGUGCCCCAGCCCCUAGAGUGUUUCCUCCCCCCGUAUUUGAUUGUACACCCCAAAAUUCGUAAUGGGCUAUUUGCGUUUUUUGCUAUUGGCUGUGACUGAACUGCAAAGACAGCUUCUCUCACAAUUAUUAUUGGAUGAGACUUUAAAAAAAAAAAAAAAAAAAACAACCCGUAAAUAUAGAUGCUAAAAAUGUUAGCUUGCGUGUUUCUGUUGUGUUAUGUUAUGUUUUUGAUCUUAUUUAAAGCUAACCUAAUGAUAACUUAUAACAUGAUGUAAAAUAAAUAGGACAAUAUCUUUUAAUUAACACACUCUCCUUAUUAAAUGACAAUAAAAUUUCCACUGCAUUAUCUAUUCAAACCAUGUCAAACUUGAUUGAGCCUUACUGCAGACAAAGCUUGUCUGAGAGGUGGGGUAGGUGGGAAUCCGUUAAAGAAGCAUUUUUUUUGUGGUGUAAAAAAAACAAAAAAGCUUUUUAUAUCAGUCAAUAACUAUUAGUCAUUGAUGAGAUUUGGUAAUAUAACGAUAUAACUGUGUUUUGUUAAGUCUGUGUAGUAACAUUUUUAAUUUUUUGAGCAGCCCGCUCUUUCUGACUGUAAACAAAGCCAUCCUCUGCCUCCCCCAACCUGACUGGUUGUGAGAUGGACACUGCUCCUUAGUGCUGAUGGUUGUAAGGCGGACGCUGUUCCCCCCGUGUCGUUCAGGAGCCCAAACAAAGUUAGCGUGCUACAAAAUCGGACAGUAGAAACCAACCAGAAAGUACAGAAAAUUGUCUGACUCCUCCUUUGGCUACAACCACCAACACAAGGAAUAAAAUGAAGUAAAUACUGGGACUCUGGUGGAAUAAUAGGCACUUAAAAAGGAGGUAGACCACCCAGACAAGAGCUAAAAAGCUGGAUCAACAAUGAUGGGGGAAGCUUUGGGAUCUUACAGACCCUGUAACCUUUAUGCUGGAUAGCUAAACUGCUUUAACAAAGUAGGCCAAGUGUCUGUAACAGAAGUGUUUCUUGUCAAAUGGGAUCUGCUGCGUGUUGUAGGGCCGCUAAACUGUUUACCUCGGGUCCUGGAGUAUGUCACUUAAUCUGAGUUGUACUUCCUCAGAUCCUGCCUACCCCACCUUUAACCUCAUGGCCAAAGACUUGGACUUGUGAAAACUCAGAGUCAGUGUCAGAGUUGCUUCCCUAUCUAAAAAACUAAAAAUACGAAAGGCGUUGUAUUUGGUUGUUUGUCAUAUUUAGAUUAAGCAGCCAAUAAGGGAAUGGAUAGUUUAGUGAAGUAUGUUGCUGGUUGAUCACAUUAAAAAAGGCGCAGAUGUACCUCUCAGCCAUCUUUUUUUCUCACAUGAAAGUACGCUCUCUUAUGACUCAUUUUAUGCAUUGCUAUUCUCACAGGAGGAGAAGAUUGAACCAGCCAGCAGUAACAGCACCUUUAACUGUGACUCAUCUUGGAAGGCUCCCACUAGCAGCCACAUCCUUAUGAGGGCUUCCCAGGUCUCCUCUGAGUUUCAGCAGUGGGACCAAAGCUACCUGCGGCUGUCUCUUGGGCAGUUUUUUGAACAACGCUCUGAAGCCCUGGGUUGUCUGGGCAACAGUGAUGAUGUGGAUGCAGUUAAACGGGUCAGUAAACAUACAGCUUAUUAAAAAAAACAACAAAAAAAUGUUCUGCGUGCCGUCACAAGUCUUAUGGAAGCGGUUAAGAAUUCAAUAACAUGAAACAUUAAUGCCUAUCAGCGCUGAUAUGCAGCAGGUAUCUGAAUACUUAUCAAGUCGAGCUGUGUUCUUUGUCAGUGGCAGUGAGAGACUCAUGUUGUAGUAACUUUUCACCAACAAAAUGCUGUUUUAGCAGCACAGCUCAAUGAAUUUUUAAUGGUGUGUGGAGUCUUCAAUUCUUCAAAUCCUAGUUUUCCCGUUCAAAGAUACUGAUUUUAACACAGUCUGCACUGUUUAUAGACUCAUAUACUGUGCCAAGUUUGGACAGUCAGUCAUAACUUUAAAGGGAGAAUGUUUAUAUAGGAACAAAUAAUAAAUCUGUUCCUAGAUUUUUUUCUAUCUACAGCCCUUCAACUCUUUAUUCCUGAAAAGAUAAAUCAGAGAAGAACCUUUAUUUUGGGUUCAUAAACUAUGAUGUAGGAUUGUUGCAUUGACUGCCAUACUCAAGUAGCUUUUUUAAUCAUAUUGAGGGCAUUUCUGAUACUCAUGACAUCAUGGAAGACUUGGGCGCUAAGUUCAUGUUUCAGAUACAGCGUUGAUCUGAGAUGGAACUUGAACUAAAAGCUUAUUCUUUGAUCAUGCAGCCGUCCUUUGGCUACAUCAUUACCUCUCCAGAGAAGAGGGAACCUUUCCCCCUGAUUCACCCUGCAGAGUUCUCGGCUCAAGGCAGCUCUCUCCCAAAUGAAACCAUGGACGUCAGCGAAGCAGAUAAGACUCUCAACCCAGGUGUGUUGAUUAUGUUUCUGAAGCUGAUGAAGUCCAUACAACUCUUCUUGACACUUUUUGUAACUUGCUUAUCAGUGAGUAAGAAUUGUAUGAGUUUUGGUGACUGUUUGCUUGAUCCUGCCCCCUUUCAGAGGACCUGGACAAAACCCUUGAGGCACCAAUUGAAAGGAUGUCACCUAAAUGUGAUGCUGCUGACACAGAACCAUGUGCAAAUGAGGUAUUAUUAACUUGGUCUAAUGUAACAUUUCUUUUAUUGCAUAUCUUUAAUUACUGUCUAAUGUCAAAUGUCCUCUUUUCUUAAGAAAAACGUCCACAGGGCUGCACUGCCUCUGCACACUGAGUCAAGCUUGAAUAAUCAAAGCUGCGUGUCCCCAGACAGCAACAGCAGCAAUCUGAUGCUGAGUAUCAGCACAAUUGCUUCAGCCAUUGCUGAUGCAUCUAUCAGCACUGACCCAUCACAGCUGGCUGCUAUGAUUAUGGAGCUUUCUAAGAGGAGUAGGAAGAGAACUCGUCCUGAGGCGCCUGUCGCUCCUGGUGGACCUAAUGAGGAACCACAGUCAACCGAACAUGUAAAUCUUUUUUUUUUUUUCCACAUAUUGAUCUGAAAUUAUUUGUUCUUUGAGUUGUACAAAACAAAAAGUUACACAUCUAUCCCAACCAUUUAAGUUAGUUGCUUAGUGCCAAAGUGGUGAAUGGACAUUUGAAUUUGACCACAUCUAGUCCUCUGACCAUUCAGAGUACUUUUGCAUAACACGUUACAUUCACCCACUCAUAUGAAGUAGUGACAGUUUCAGCAGACUCUGUCAUUUUGGGCAUAUUAGCUCCUCAUCAGACUAAAAUUACAGUGGAUCCCCCUGUCUUGAGUGCGUGCAAACACACUCACAUAAGCCUGAAUAAUCUGAGAUAAUUUGUAGAAAACAUGUGCAAAAUUAAUGAAACUUUACUGCUCCUUAACAUAGAUACUAAAGUCUUAAAAAUAAUCAAAACUAUGUAUUCUACAUUGUAUGAAAUUUAACAUGAAGGUAACACCAACAGGUAGACAAGAAGCUUUAAAUUGCCUUGUUCUUGUCCAGGGUAAAACUGUUUAACUGUGAUUUAAAAUGUGACCACUGUUUAUUGAAAUAAGGUAUUUACCUAUAAUUUUACAUUAAAGUUAAUGCUCCACUUUAAGGAGAAAAAAGAAUGAGCAACCACCAGUAUCUCGUUAAAGUUUAUGAUUUUUCCCUUUGAUAUAGAUCCUCCAUGAGCCAGAUCACAGAGCCAUGCUGGACACACUUCAGAGAAGCACCUACGAUGGCGAUUUGAGCACGAUUGACUUUGAGAAAUAUCUGAAAAAGAGUGAUGUGUCAGGCAGCAGUGAUGCAUCUUUGGCACACACUACCUUUAACCUCACUAGCUGGGCUGAAAACUUGAGCUGCCUCCAAAGAAAUCCUCUGACAGUUUGUCCACAGGAGCAGGAGAGCUCGGCUCGGACGGUGGAUUUAAAAUCUGAAGAUAGAAAAGGAGAGACAGCAUGGAACACAAGCUCACCUGCCGUGCCACUUUCAAAUAUAUCAUCUCAUAAAGUUGAUUCGAAAAGAAGCUCUAUUCCUCGACCAUGUGCAUCUUUCAGCUCUGCUGGAAGAUCGAUAGGCUCAGGGCAAUCCUCCAAUCUUAAAGUUCCAGAAAAUGUAGCCAAGUCAGGAGAGUUGAACUCGCAAGCAUCAAACAGUAUGAGGUCUUACACAGAAACAUCUCAGUCCAGCUUCCCAAGAACCUCACCAGGAAGGAAGAAGGGGCAUUCAGGCGUCCCUCUCCCCAAAAGUUUCUCUCCUCCACCUCAGAGGUUGAGUGGUGCAGGCCAGCAGCACAACAGACCCAUAGAUUCUCCUGAGAAGAAACCAUCACCCAGGAACACGAAGACUGCAUCACUCUCUCACUCCUCUGUGGAAAAGCAUGUUGAAAUCUCUUGUCAAAGCAAACAGCCUCAAUUAAACCCUGCAACUGGUGAGUCAACAUCAGGAAUGUGGCUUCUGAUUGAAACACCAUGCGUGAUAGCAGCCUUGGUCGCCCUGACUGAGAUAAUCCUGAGGUUUCAUGAACGUUUGUGUUAACUCCAUUUCUCUCAUGUUCUGAAAGGUUUCCCUGAACCACACAUAGAGGAGACACAGUGCAACUUCAGACCGUCCACUUCUCCGCUCACUCACUCUUCUCCAAGUCAGACAUCUAUACCCAGUGCUGACAGGUAUUGUAUCUUGUGUGUGGCUUCUGUUGCUCAUUUGUUGUUCCUGAUCCAGCCAGAACAUUAGUAUUCUUGUGCCUCUUUUAUUCACGUGUUUUCUCUUCUUCUGCAGUUUGGGAUCCCCUGCUUUGUCAAAUGGAGGUCAGGCAGACAAACGCCCCGUUCUAGACCACUCUCCUCAGUCUACCUGCUCCAGCCCUAGUAUCAGCAGACUCACAUACAUCUCAAUGAAUGAUGGCACUGUCAUACCUACACCUGAGAGGCAACAAAAGGUAAAGUAGAAUGAAUUCAGGGAAGGGGAGGAUCUCACGUGAAUAAGAAUGUAAAGGUUUCCACACCAGAUACUCACACGGUGUUAUAGAUGUUAAGAGACACCUUUUGAUAAUCAUACUCUUUCAUAAUUAAAGCACUCUUAGUCUAUUUCGCUAACUAAACAAAAACUCCCCUCUCCUUUUGACAUACUUGGUUCAGGCCUUUGACAGGAAGACCAGGGGGAAAGAUCUGUUUCAGCAUUAAAGAAGUGUCAGAGUCGUGUUACUUUGACGUUUAAGUGUAUUCACUGGCUGCAUGACCAUGACCAUGACUUUCCAAAUGUAGGGCUUUUUGCAGGCUGUGAAAGAAGUGGCUAAAAUUUAAAGCCAUAUAGCACAGUUGUUCUUUGAACCAGCUGUACAUAUACAUGCUGCAUUCAUUGGGCCGCUGUGGCUUAGUGGUCGACUCUGUCUCUCAAUCAGAAAGUGUUCAAUCCUAGGUCCUGCUGUCCACAUGUCAAAGUAGACACUUGGCCCCAAACUGCCCUGUUGUGUUUUUUCCCUAAUUCAUAGAUUUCCAUGUGAACUUAUUGAACAUAUCUGGCUGUAUUGUAUGCCUACAGAACAUAUGGAGGUAUAGUGAUUGUUGAACACAAAGAGCAGAUCAAGAGACAAUCUCCAUAGAUAUUCAUAUAGAGAGGCUGAAACUACCACAUGUGGAAUUGCUGCAACAAGAAAACGAAACAGAAAUCUUUCAGAUGCUCGUCGUCCAGUUUCUGUCUGCUUGUUCUUAUUGAGCAUGUCCACACAAUCAGGAGCACAGUCAGUCUGAGUAAACACACUCUGACGGUGCCAAUGUUGCUGGUUUGCCAUCUUUGCCUGUGUGAGGAGGAAUCUCUGCAAGUACUUACAAAGUUUUCAACCUCUGUUUUCGCUCAGUCAGUUCUAGCUGUUGUGUAUUGGUGUCUGAAAAAUAGAGCUCAUGGAGACCUGGCACACUGCUGCAGACCUUGGCUGAGUGUCUCUGCUGUGCACCACACAUGCCUGUAGGUGGCCAUUGAAACAUGCUUUCAACUUAAAACACCACCCUGACAGCUCAUAUGAAACCACAAUUAUUUGAUCUCUAGGUGAAAGAAAACUGAGCACAGAAGUGUGUUCAAGCUCAACAUUGGAUAAAUUAUUAACAUCCCAUAUCAUAUGAUUGGCUUUACAGAGCAGUCCCCUCCAUCAGAGUAUUCAGGUGGUAUGAAUCGGUGAAUCUGACAUGCAGUGUAAAAGCACUUAAAGUGGUCAGAGGACUAGAGAAGGGGUUAAAUAAACCUACAUGAACAAAGUGCAGCUGACGCCAAAACCAGGAAGUCAUUUGGGUGAAAUGAUCAGGCAGCUUCUGCUCAGACUUUGGAUGUCAUGUUAUGAUCUGUUGAAACUAAGUCUUGGAUAAAAUAAAACUUUCUUGCUCAUUGUUCAUCAAAAAUGAGGGCAGACAAGUUUUCUCUUUGCAUCAAACAGCAAAAAGUGGAGUAACGUGUUUUGGCUAAUUUGCUUAUAAUUGCACAUCCUGCAGUCAGACGUGCACAAAGCUGUCUGUUCUUCAAUAAUGAAUGUCAGCUUCAUGUUAAGGUGAGAUUUUUUCGAAAAGGUAGAGCAGUGAUUUUGAUCAUUCCUGAUAAACCUCUGAAAUAUGGAGUAUUCUGUUGUGUUUGUCCUGAUUCAGGCUAACGUUGUCUCUGGUUGUUUCCCCCAGCAGAAUAACUGCACCAUGGCACUCAGCACCACCAUCAUCAGAUUUAGUCCAACUCCACCUCUGGAACAAGAUACUCAGACUAACCUUGAUUCCCUGGGCCAGUCUAAAUGUUUAGACCAGAUGCAGCCCCAGCACUCUAAAAGUCUGGACACAUUACCAGCACCACCGUGUAGAAGCCCAGAGUCCAGUUGUGACCCUGCACUGACCUGUACUCGCAGCCAGAGUGAAAAGAACUACCACUGCCCAGGGGAAAGAACUGGUGACCCCUCAGCAGGUUACAGGAACCAGAAGCCCCUCACUGAGUCCAAUGUAAGGCAGCUCUCUAAAGUGGACUCAGGCUAUUGCAGUAAUCUGAACAUUCAGCAAACUAGCAGUGCUGCAGCUCCUCAGAGCUCCCAGCAGUGGGGAGCUUCGAGAUCAGUGUCAUCCUCCAUGUGUAGUGGUGGUCUUGGCAUUCCUCCAUCCUACUCAGCUGGGGGACUUCACUAUGUACCCAUCCCCAGUUUUAAACCCCAAUGUGCUGGACUGGCUGAAGUUCCUCAUCAGCGAGACAUGCAGUCCCUUCCCUCUGGACACACUUUCUUCAAUGCACAGCUAGCUCAGCAGCAUGUGGGACCCAAGGCUUCAUUACAUCCUGGAGUAUACCAUGUUGGAGCAGGAGGACCUGGACUCCUCAGUGUGUCCUCGACAGGUAUGUCUUUCCUCGCUGCUUUCAAAAACAAAGUGAUUUACCUCUGCCUGACAGUGCGAUAUAAGAAAACUCUUCAAAAACUGUUAACAAUGAUAAACAUAACCUUUGUUUCAGUUCAGGAACAUUUAUUUUGGCUCCUCUGGGAACUCUGACCUCCCAAAAGCCACACACAACUCUUAAUACAUAUUUUUACUAGAACAAACAUUGUAGAAUAGAAAUACAUGUCGACAAUAACAAGAAAAAAUUUGACACAAUGAUAAAAGUUUAGUAACCAUUCAAAAGUUUUUGAAAGAGAAAAAAGUAUCUCUAGACUUCCACCAAAGGAGCUCCUCUGUCUGAGCUGCUCAGAAGGUUGAGCUAGUGUUUGUCUUUCUGGCAGUGUGUGUUGUGUUGUGUUGUGUUGUGUUGUGUUGCGUUGUGUUGUGUCAUGUUUUGUCGUGUAGCCUGCAGCCAGCCUGAGCUUGUAUUUAAAGCCUCCACAAACAACAUCCAGGUUAGACUGCUUGGUACAAUGUUGAUCUCACAGAAAAGCUAUAGCAGCUGGAGUUAUGUAUUUUGAUUGGAUUCUCACAAAAUAUCCGUCACCAGCAGGAUUUAUUCAUUGUGCUUUAGAAUAAUAACUGAAAUAAAUCAUAGAAAGUUAUUUUAAUGACUUAAACUUAGGAGUGUGACCUUUCUUGAAUAGUCUGUUUAAAAUCAACCACUUACAAAUCCUAUUCACUAGUCUGCCUUUGAAUCCACAAAAUCCUAGUUGCCAAAUGAAUCGAGCUUUCUAUGUUUUUUUUUUUUCAGGCAUACCCAAUGGUAGUCUCAUGGAGAGACACUCUCAUCACUCAUCAGGUCCUCUGGGGAUAUCUGGGGCUGCUGGGCCCCACAACCUCCCCAAUACAUAUCAGUGCCAACAGGAAAUGGGGAUGCUGGGGAAACACUAUGGUUACUAUGGAGCAGAGCCGCUGGUGGCAGGUGGUCUUGAGGAUCUAAAAGGUAAAAAUGUCAUAAGAGACCUUUUCAUACUCACUUUAACCUUCCAUUAUGAUUCUCAGUGACACUGCUAGAGUACCUCUGCAGGAUUUGCAGCUCAAACAACUCCUAGUUUGUCAUCAUAAACUGGUGUAUGAGAAAUCGCUUUUCACCAGUACUCAGCCUCUCCCUAAAAUGCCUCGAGUUGGCUGCCUUUCCAGCAAUAGAAUGUACGACUCAGUUUGUGGAUGUUAUUUUUUACACAGUUCUGCGGUCAUGAAAAAGACCCAUAAGUUUGUCUUUAUAAAAACUGUCUGGGGCGUGUGCUUGAAAGCAGUGUAUUUGAGUGCUCCUUAAACAUUGUUCUAAUGGAACACCUAAGCUGGAUGUGAGGUUCAGGCCAAGUUCAGAAUCUGACAAGAGUCAGAAUACUUGAUGUAUUCCAUUACACUCGCUCUUGAAAAUACUAAUAUAAAUAGAAGGAUAACGGAAACAGGGAUGAAAUGAGAAUAAGUAAGAAAUUAUAACAGUUAGUACAAAGAGCAGAACAUUUGGAAAAACAGCUAUUUACAAAGUGCAGAAUGUGAGUAGUUAUGGUAGUUAUAUUACCUUAGAUCAUAUUGAAGUAUUGACCGGUUUACAAACAGAUUGCACAGUUGAAUUUGAUUCUAUGAAGUGGAGAAAUUUACAGUCACUACAUGAUCAAUGAGUUCAGGGACAGUCAGAGGGAGAAGUAAUAAAGUUUGAUGGUCACAGGUAAAAUAUCACGAUUCACGAUAUUAUCAUGAUAUUAGCGCAUUGCUUUUAACAUUAUUAAAAAUGGCUAGCAGAAACGUUAGCAGAAACGUCACUAACAUUGUCAAUAAUAAGCAGUAGAGUAGACCAAACUUGUUGCGGUCAUGUUGUUUUUACCUUGAUUUGGGUGAACGAUGCUGGAUGGUGUUCACGGAGGUGGGCACGUAGGUUUGAAGUGUUGGACAACUGCGCUGCAACUUCCUUGUGGCAUAACCUGCAGAUUGGUGUCAGGUUUACCUGCUCCGUCUGUUUUGUGAAUCCGUAAAAUGUCCAUACUGCAGAUGAAGCCUUUUUAAUAGGAGGAUACAGCCGAGGCAAAUCAACAUAACAGGGCUUCUUCAGUUAGACCCUUUGUGUUGCAGGACAGUCUCUGUUAGGAUGACUUCCUUUACCUCUCUUUAAACCAUGUGUCCACUUGAAAAAUAGAAAAAGGUGUGCCCCACCUCCACUUUUUAUUUUAUUUUGUAGUUCAUUUUUUUAUUUUUUUAUGUUGUUUUAUUUCUAUUUAACUUUGCUGUUUAUGUAAAAGAAAAAAGCAAAUAAAUAAAAAGUUUCAGAAAAGAAAAAUAGAAAAAGACUUUGAAACUCGUGCCUAACCUACGAUUGCAGAUAUGCUGCACCAGGGGGCAGCAUUUUCAUGUAUCAAUUUUUCCUCCUCUCCCUGUCAUCCGUAGGUCAAGUGAUGGUGCCAGAGGAGCUGCGGUUCCCUCAUGCCUGCUGUGUAGGCAUCGCCUCCCAGACCUCCCUGAGCCUCUUCAACCCCUCUGAGAGAUGGCAACAAGUGUCAAUCAGUGUCACCAGCCUGGCCAUUGAUGGAGAGAAGGUUAGCUGGAAGAAAAAAACAGUCACUGAAAUCCUCAUGUCAUUCUGUGAUACAAUGGUCAUCAAAUGAUUCCUUUGGUCAUAUUAUUCUUUACAUGUUCCUCUCCUUACAGGUUGAUAUCCUUCCUUACCAGUGGCUGAUAGUCAAAAACAAGACCAUCAUUGGCCCUAACAGCACAGAGGAGCAGAAGGUUCUCUUCAUUCCUCCCCAGGCUGGUGUCUACCAGUGUGUCCUCAGUGUUUGCUCAUGGCCAGCAUCUGCUGAGACUGAAGUUGCUGCUAGAGCCAAUAUCUUUGCUAAAAGGGUGGUGCUAGUUGCCAUAGCGGAGAAUCCUGCUCUAGAGGUGAGGACCUUCAUUUUAGACAUCCCUGUCACUAAAAAUAAUCUUCCGUGAAGAAAUACAGGAAAGUAAAACAAGAGUUGAGACAGUCCCUCCAGGAUUUCACAGGGACUAAAAUGCCUGAUUUUGAGGCAGUUUUUCUAAAAAAAAUUGUGGUGAAAGUUGCAAUCAUUUGAGGUUUCUUUUACUAAAAUCACAGGAAUAUGGGAAAUUGCAAAUCAGCUACAACAGUCUUUUGUGAGUUUUGAGCCUUAAAGAUAAAUGUGUAAUAUUUUCCACACAGAGUGCUCUGCAUCUCUGUGUAAUAACUGAGAGAUGCAGUGAUAUGCACAUAUAUUUGAGUCAUUUAAUUGUAGAGCCACACAGAGAGACGGACCGGCGCGCACAGAGACUCACAGCCACACAGAGAUCGGGUUACAUUCAGUCUUACAAUUUAGAGAAAAUAUAAAUGUAAGCACCAAGUUCAAUUCCUUUUUUCAUUUGUGUGCUUGUUUUUUUUUUUUUUAUCCUCAUAUACCUUGAUCCUUUUAGUCCCUGUUAGUGUUUAGUGUUUAGUGCCACAGCCUCUGUCAUCGUGACUUGUCUCGUCUGUCCUCUUUGAGUUUCAGCUGUUCUCCUUGCAUGUUUUGCUGUUGAACAGUAUCCGUCGAGCGACAACUUUCGCAUGUGUUGUACCACAAUAUUGCAGGCAGUGCAGAAGAGUUUACCUCCGCUUUCAUGGAACACAUCUGGAAAUUGACUUGCAGGAACUUGUUGAUAAAUGUGAGCGUUUAGUGUCACACAUUUCUCCAUCUUCUCAAUGUAAACAAGGUAGUGUAUAUGAUGACGUACAUGUCACGUAGAGACGUGGGCGAGAGGACUAAGUUUACUGGUCAAAUAUGCGGGAAAUUUGUGGUGAUUGGAUGAAAUUGCAGCGCCUCUCUGAAUUCACGGUAAUCGAUUGAAUUUGUAUUAAUAGUUGCUUAGCAAUAUGGUGAAUUCCUGGAGGGACUGUUAAGAUAUCUGUUCAAGACCGUGUUUUGAAAUACUUGGAGGACACUUAUAUGUUUUCACUGAAUUUUAAGUUGUUAACAAAUUAAAGACAUUUUGACACAGGGUCUAAAUUAAUUUCCUUUCCCAGGUCGAAGUUGGCAAGUCUGGCUGUCUGGAUUUUGGGGACCUUUCAGGAGGCAGUGCCAAAUCACUUCCUGUCAAACUUUUCAACCGGACUCAUGCUACUGUGCCCAUCCGACUGGUCAUCAGUGCAGUGAGUGAAAAAACAACAUUUUCUAUAUUUUUCAGACAGCAGAAAAGACAUGCACGUAUAUUUGAGUCAUUUGGUCAUUCUUAUAUGAUAAAAACUUUGUCAUCUUCCUAACACAGACAUGCAUUUAGCCACACUCUGUCAGGGUGUGUGACUUUUGACUAAAUAUUAACCUCAGCUAAUUUCCCCCUGUGGGACUAAUAAAGGAACAUCUUAAAAAUAAAAGAGCUGAAGUGGAAUAUUUUGUUAGCAUGAUGUUCCAGCUUUACACUGUCUGAAACUGUAAAAUUUGCAGCCUGAUGAAUUGUGAUUUAAACAGUCGAUCACAUUCUCAAAUCAUGACAUCACCCCAUUUUUUGAAUCGCAUUAGAAAACUGGCACAGUCUCCCAGAAAGCUUGACCAGAAACCACAAAAUCAAGUCAAUACAUAACAUUCAAAAACAAUCAAUUGACACUGUAACAUGUCGCCUCUUAAAACGUGCACUGAACCUUCUACUUAAAUCAUGGCAGCUGUCAGCUAAAAGAAACAGAUCAUUGAACACAACAAAAAACUCCUCAGAAAUCAAAACCAGUCAUCAGAAAAAAACAAAAACCUCCAGAUAACCGGAAUACCUGGACCAACAUUUUAAGGUUGUUAAACAGCAGGGUUUUUUUUUUUAAGUCAACUCUCAGCAGCUGGUGAACAAAAUUUACAGACGUGUGUACCACACAUCAUGUGGUAACUGCAGGUUUACCGUAUAUCUGCGCAGUCGAGCAACCAAACUCAGACCCUUUAACUGGAGCUACUGCUCCUGCUAGUGGUAAGAGAGUGUCUUACACCUUGUUCACAGCAUUUAACUUGUAAUGUUAACCAAUAUGAAUAGAAGCAUCAUGAUGUAUUUCAUCAGUAAUUUGGUCUUGAGUGGCCAAAGUGUUCACGUUAUUGUUGAAUAAACUUUCUGCAAAUAUCUCUGGCUGUUGGUGUGGUGACUGUCUGCAGAUAAAUACAAACAAAAAAUGCUGAAAGUGAUUUCUUCAUUUGAUGAAAGUUGUGAAGGAAAGAUUAGCAGCUGCUCAAAAGGUACCAGUUUCAGCUGACAUCAGGCCUUUAUUAUUUCCCUCUUAUCUAAGGAUGAUCAGUAUCAGCGGUUCAUAAUUUAUCACCCAUUUUUCCAGAACGCUGCAGCCUGGCGAUGUUUUACCUUCUCCAAACAUCCGGUAACUGAAGCAGGACAAGAGGAUGGACACAUGACCUCAGUGUCCUCUCCCUCUGUGAUGAACCAUGUGAUGCCUGCCAGCUACGGAGAGGUCGGACUCAUCGUUUUUUUUUAAGUCUUUUCCUGCUCUUUGGUCAUAGUCUAGUUAUUAUGGUCUGUUUUUGUUUUACCUCCUGUAAAGCUCAUUGGAGCAUUCAUCUCAAAAUAUAAAACCUAAAAAACUUAAUCGAAUCUAAAGACCGUUUUGACUGUUUUUUACAUUUUCCAGUAAUAUUUUAAAUGUUGUUUCUCUUUUUCCAGGAUCCACAGAGCUUUAUGGUCUGGGUUCAUUUCAAAUCACCUCUUAAAUACAGCGAUUCCUCAGGUAAUACACCUGAUUGGACUGCUUUUGUAAUUUAAAUCAGCAGAUCUUGACUGAGACGUCAGGCUUGUGUAGUUGCAUUGACAUAUUCUCUAGUUGAUUCACUCGUGACACACCUACUUUCUGAUGACUUAAAGUGUUUUUCUGGUGGUUCUUGUCAGGAGAGCUUGCUCCAGCGGAUGAAUACCAUGCUCGGGUGGACAUAGAAGUGGACUGUCCUGGUCCAAGUCAUAUUAUUUUGAGUAUUCCUGUCAGGGCGAGGUCUGGAACUGCAAGGGUCCAUGCUCCCAAGGACCUGCAGGUAGUAAACCUUUUCUAUGAUUGUCAUACCAACCUCUACUUUGAAAAGCCAUUGUUUAUAUCGAAGGACAAGAAAGUCUUGUUUGCAGUGAGAAAGAACAGUAUGUUUUAAUGUCCAAUGACCUGCCAAAAAAAAAAAAACAAAAAAAAAACACUGUACCAGCAUGAAAAAAAUUCAAUUCACAAAAUUCAACUGAACUGAAAAUGUCUAAAGAAAAGUUUGGGUGCAAAUAUUGAUCAGUGAUCAUGACUGUAAGGACUGAGAGGCUUUGGUUGGCUGCAGUUUUAGACCAGCCAAUCAGACAUUUAGUUUCCAGGUCAGUGGAUCAGUCCCCAUUUUGGAAGUAAAACAGUCCUUUUAAUUGAAUGUGGCUAUUUUGUGAUCAUGAAAUGUUGAAACGUUAAACUUGGCUAAAAGCUUGAGCUCUGAACACUCCAAGCCUGUGAGCCAUGAUUGUGCUCACUAACUUCAAACUAAGUCAUUGUCUGUAGUACAUGUCAGCACAUCCAUAGUCAUAAACAUGAGGUAGACUUGCUACUAACAUACUUUUGCUCCAAGGGGGAAUAUUAAGCCUGUUACACCUCACCAGUAUUGUGUGAUGUAGGGAGCCAUAAUGGUGGGGCAACAUGGUUGUGCAGAGUGGGGUAAAGAAGGCGACACUGUGAAGCAUGGAAGCCAACAGUGUAGAUGGAUAAUGAGUGUGUAUGUGCAUGUCUCGGUGUGUAUAUGUGGAGCUCCCGCUGAGUCUGUUCUCAUGCUGUGCCUCUCAUGCUUCUGUAACAAUCAAGUGCAGUGCGUAAUGACACACCGGGACACUGAUGUUAUGUUGCUUUGAGUUCUAAUGCUUAAGUACAAAUAGCAAAACUCUGUUCCAGUGGUGUUGGGGAGUUGCUGUGUGUGUGUGUGUGUGUGUGUGUGUGUGUGUGUGUGUGUGUGUGUGUGUGUGUGUGUGUGUGUGUGUGUGUGUGUGUGUGUGUGUGUAAGAGGCUACUGCUUUAUGGGAUGUCUUUCACGGGUGAGUAACAGCUUAUGAAUAUAUAUUUUUUAAUUUUAUGCAGGGAAGAACCUUUCAAAAAGAAAAACAUCUGAAGGGUGAAUGUUUAGUCACAUUCAUUAGUCAGGACAACUGAACACCUAAUGUAAAUGUGCACAGCUAGAAGUAGGGGUGGGGGGAAAAAAAUCAAUACAGCAUAGUAUUGCGAUAUUUUGUCUGGUGAUACAUCGUAUCAUCUCAUUGACCAAGUAUCGAUUAUUUAAAAAUGAAUAGCUAGUAUGAAAUAAAAUCUAUGAUAAUGGAAAAAAAUAAAAUGAACUGUUUGCCCAGUGAGGUUGAUGGAUGUGAAGUCAUAGAGUAGGCGAAAAUUACUAUGAGUACAAUACUAAUACUAUAUAUAUAUAUAUAUAUAUAUAUAUUUUUUUUUUUUUUCCCCUCAAAAAUUCUACACAAAAUACCCCACAAUGACAAAGCGAAAAACUUUUUUCGAACAUUUUGCAAAUUUAUUAACAAUAAGACACUCAAAUGUUUCAUAUACAUACGUAUUCACAGCCUUUGCUAUAAAACUCAAAAUUGAGCUCAGGUGCAUCCUGUUUCCACUGAUCAGCCUUGAAAUGUUCCUCCAACUUGAUUGCAGUCCACCUGUGGCAAAUUCAGCUGAUUGGACAUGAUUUGGAAAGCCACACCUGUCUAUAUAAGAUCCCACAGCUGACAGAGCACAUCAGAGCACAAACCAAGCCAUGAAGUCGAAAGAAUUGUCUGUAGACCUCUGAAACAGGGUUGUAUCGGCGCACAGAUCUGGGGAAGGUUACAGAAAAAUAUCUGCUGCAUUGAAGAUCCCAAAAAGCACAGUGGUCUCCAUCAUUAAGAAAUGGGAGACGUUUGGAACCACCAGGACUCUUCCUAGAGCUGGCCGCCCAGCCAAAAUGAGCAAGCGGGGGAGAAGGGCCUUGGUCAGGGAGGUGACCAAGAACCCAAUGGUCACUCUGACAGAGCUCCAGCGUUCCUCUGAGGAGAUGGGAGAACCCUACAGAAGGACCACCAUCUCUGCAGCACUCCACCAGUCAGGCAUUUAUGGUAGAGUGGCCAGACAGAAGCCACUCCUCAGUAAAAAGCACAUGACAGCCCACUUGGACUUUGCUAGAAGACACCUGAAGGACUCACAGACCAGGAGGAACAAAAUUCUCUGGUCUGAUGAAACAAAGAUCGAACUCUUUGGCCUGAAUGCCAAGCGUCAUGUCUGGAGGACACCAGGCACCGCUCACCACCUCGCCAAUACCAUCCCUGAUACAACCCUGUUUUGGAGGUCUGCAGACAAUUCUUUGGACUUCAUGGCUUGGUUUGUGCUCUGACGUGCUCUGUCAGCUGUGGGAUCUUAUAUAGACAGGUGUGGCUUUCCAAAUCAUGUCCAAUCAGCUGAAUUUGCCACAGGUGGACUGCAAUCAAGUUGGAGGAACAUUUCAAGGCUGAUCAGUGGAAACAGGAUGCACCUGAGCUCAAUUUUGAGUUUGAUAGUAAAGGGUGUGAAUACUUAUGUAUAUGCAACAUUUGAGUGUUCUUAUUGUUAAUAAAUUUGCAAAAUAUUCGAAAAAAAGUUUUUCGCUUUGUCAUUGUGGGGUAUUUUGUGUAGAAUUUUUGUGGGAAAAAAGGAAUUUAAUCCAUUUUCGAAUAAGGCUGUUACAUAACAAAAUAUGGAAAAAGUGAAGUGGUAUGAAUAGUUUCUGGAUGCACUGUAUUUGUGUGUGUGUGUGUGUGUGUGUGUGUGUGUGUGUGUGUGUGUGUGUGUGUGGUUUGUAAGAUAUGCUAUAUGACAAUAAAAAAACUGCUUAAAUAAGAAAAACAUAAAGGAAACACAAAUGUUUAAAUUAGCUUACAGUUGAAAAAAUUGUAUGAAUCGCAAUACAAUAUAUUGUAUCACAAUACUUGCUUAAUUUCAAAAUGUUAAAAAUCCCAAUAAUAUUGUAUUGUGGACCAAGUAUCGUGAUAAUAUCGUAUCAUGGGGCCACUGGUGAUUCCCAUCCCUAGCAAGGAGUAGACUAGGAGUAGACACAGUGUUAAUAGGCAGCUGUUAGCAAGCUUAUACACCAAUCUCUCCAUGUUGAACUUCCUGCUUAUUCCACAACCAAACCACACAUGAAGCCUCUCUUUCCUGAAGAGACACUGGUCAGUCCUGCUGGUCAUAUUCUGACUGGGCACAAGCACAUGGCUUCAAAAGAGAGCGCACCUGACCAGACCCUGUAAAGUUGGUACAGAAUUCCCCAGUCUAUAAUUUGAUGUCACAGCUCAUCAAUUUGCAUGUUAAAGCCAAAAUUUGUUUCCACUUACGUCAAAGAUCUGAGAAGUAAAGAGUGAGUUAACUUGAUUUGACCUGAAAGUCCCAUCACUGUCUUCAUGUUUCCUUUUUGUCCUUCAUCUUGUCAUGGCCUUUUGAGUUGGCAUUCAUCUGGUUUUGUGCUUUUUUCUUUGUCUAGACUGUCAGCCUGUCUGCUCCACUGGGUAAAUCUAGUCAACAGAUGCUGCCAUUAAAGAACGCAGGAAACAUUGACGUGCAGCUGAAACUCAAGGUAAUUCUGACCUUUACUUUUCUUAUUAGAUUUGGGAUUUGUGUAAGUCUCUGUGACAUUUUGAGCCCAGACUGUGCCACAUGCAGCAGGGAUUCAUGGACAUUUUGGAUUUGUUUUUCUUCUUUUCUUACUUUUUGAUCCCUUAAGUCUCUUGUUUGGUCUUUUUCUUUUAUUUUCAUUCUGAUACCCUCUCAGAUUUUCUUUGAUUUUUUUUUUCUGGUUACCCAUGUCUUGCCUCACUCACCCCAUUUUCAUUAUUAUCUCUCCCUCCUUCUUUUUUUUGUCCAUCUCUUAUAUCCCAUUCACCCUGCCUAUGUUUCCUUAGCUGUUGGGUUUAUAUUUUGUCACUUUUGUUCCCUCUCAUCGUCUCUUCUUUAUUUCUGAUAAUAGCGAAGUGAUGCUGAGGACAGUUUCUCUGUGACUCCUGAAGAGCUGCUGCUCAGAGUGGGAGAGGAGCAAGGUAUCAUGGUCACUUUCAAAGCACAGGGUGGCAGGAAAUACCAAGAAAGGUAUGCAAUCACUACUACGCAGGUUUUGAUCCUUAUAAACACCCACAAAUUCUUUCUCUGCUGUCCAUUAGCUAAAUUUUUAACAUGGCAGGGAUUUUGCUUAAGGAACUCUGAAGAUUUUUACGAUUUAAAAGCUGGUUACAAUGGGCUUCUGAAACAAACUUGCUAUUCUGAUGUCAUUUUUUUGUAUAACCUUUUGAGUGUAGGGCUUUGUUACAGAGCUUUUCAUGCUCACACCAUAUUUUAACAAAUCAAAAGAUUCAUGUUUUCAGUUUUUACAAACAAAUGGGUUUGUCUCAGAAGCUUACUCUGUUCAGAGGGACUGUACAAAAGUGCUUAUCUUUGUGGCUCGCCUAUUUUGACGUGUGUCAGUCAGGUUAAGAGUAACAUCUGAGGCAUAAUUAGGACAUGACUGUUGGACUGACAGGUGGGUCUGAUAUAGCUGUUUGCCAGAAGGCUUUCAGUCCACCCACACUCUUAACCAGUUUAAGUCAGGAUUUAUACUAUUGUGACUGCCAUCUUUGGGCUUCUUCAGACACCAAUAGCUGAUGUCAUUCAGACUGUGCCCAUGUUUUAUAUAGUUGAUGUAUAAUAUCAGUCAAAAAGAAUCCAAGUUUAAGGUCGCUUUUUUAUAAGUCCGGACUAUGGUCUGGAGCAGAGGGACGAAAUAAUACAUUGUUGCAAUUAAGUUUUGGUCCGGUCUGUGUUCAUACGGUCGUUUGUCAAAACGUUCCUUCUUUGUAAACAAAUCACAUGUGGUAUACAGGUCGUUCAGCUAUUGGUCAGAAAAUUUGCGAGGGAAAAUCACCUCCUAUAAUUUUUUUUUCCAUCAACAAUGGAGCAGCAGCAGCAGCAUUUAUCCUGUAGCCUUUAUCUCAUCUAGUUUUAAUGACAGGAUAAUCUUUUAUUGAGCUAUUUCGGUGCUCAUAUUUUAGUAUCUUUUACUGUUGUUUUUAUUUCAUUUUAUUUAUUAUUUCUUAAAUUUCAUUCUACAUUACUUUGUUUUAAGAUUUUAACCUAAACCUUCAGUGUUUCCUUAUCUUGAGUUUUAUAAUGACGUUUCCUCAGUGCGCACAUUCCUGUUUCCACGAAAUCAAGCCCUCUUUAAGUUUAUGCAUUUUAAUACUGUUCCUGUUGCAAUUAGAUCAUGGGGUGGGAAUGGGGGUUGGGCUGGAGUAGACAUGGGUAUUCUUUUAAUCUUGGGUUGGGGUAGAUUUGGGUAUUCUUUAUUUCUUUUAUUCCUUUUUUCGUGUAAAGCACUUUGUGCUACAUGGUUGUGUAUGAAAAGGGUUAUAUAAAUAAAGACUGAUUGAUUGAUUAAUGAAGUCUUUAAUAAACAAGGCUAGUGUGAAAGUGAUCUUAGUCCCUGAUUUUAGACAUCCAAGCAGAAAGAGCUUUUCAAAUGCUCUUGGCUUUACAGCUAACCAUGUCAGUCUACAACACAUAACCCUUGCUUUCUGACUACAAUAAGUCGCUUGGUAGUUAAUCAUAUUGAAAGCUACAUUUAAUGCAUUAUUCCACAAAAGUCGCACGAUCAUGUUUGAAGUAAAAGUUCAGAUAUGUUUGCAUAUUGCUAGGAAAACAUGUCGUUUGACUUUAUCUGUGGACUGAUAAUCUAAAUGAUGAACCUGGUUGUUUUUCUUUUUUGCAGUCUUCUCACCAUCUUGGUGCUGCCAUCAGGUCCUCAGUAUGAAGUAACCUUGAAAGGAGAAGUCAUCCCAGAGGACUCUGGGAAGUCUGCCAUCCCCUCCACUGCUGUCCUAGGUCCCGGUGUGACCACUGAUGUCCCACCAAUCCUUUCAAAUAAACAAUUUGUAGCCUGGGGAGGGGUCACUCUGGGACGAGCUGUGUAAGCAACUUUUCACUUUUUCAUUAAUUUCUCCACUACCAAAAACACACUGAAACACCGGGUAUCAAUUAUUCAUUGAAACAUAAUCAAUAAGAAAUUCAAGACCCAGUGGUCCACCUUAUUCUAUUAAGGCUUGUAUAAUGUUAUUCAUGAAGAGGGACGGAGGGCGUCUACAGGGAGUGCUAUUUCUCAGAAGCCAUUUCAACAUAAUACACAAUUUAUUUACUGUUGUUGAAGGUAAAACAGACGCAGCUGUAAGGAAGCUGAAUCCUCACGAGAGGCUUGUUUUCUUUAAAGGGUCUAGACUGGACUUGGCUCAUGCUCAAAUAUUAAGAUAAUGACGAUCAACUCCCAAAAAAAACCCUCCUCUAAUGUCUUAACAUUAGUACUGAAGGAUCUUUGAUAUCAAAACAUAACCAGCUGCUGCUGCUGUUUUUUGUGUUUUUUUUUUCAGCCAACAGAAGCUGGUUCUAAGAAACAACUCCACAAACGUCACGCAGCAGCUUCGGCUGCUGAUACGUGGUCAGGACCAGGACUGUUUUCAGGUAGAUUCUAGCAGUUUCUACAGUGACACAACACACUGACAGAGUCAGUGUGUUGUUAUUUUUCUCUAUAUAGCGUUGACUGUAAUUCUUGGUGUCCAAAGGGGAUUUUAUUGAAAAGGGACAUAUGAGGUUUUUUGUUUUUUUUUCAUUGUAAUUACAUCUGAUAUUCUUGCUCUCAGUUAGUUAGUUUGGUUGGUCAAAGGUGUUUUUUCCCGUUGAUCAGUUCUAACCCACAGAGCAUGAAGUCAGUGAAGAUAUGAGAAUUUAUCCGACUCUGCACUGAAAGAUUUUCACAACUGCUUUUAUCUUUGACACUCUGUCCUGUUCCAUGUAUUGAAAUUCUGUAUAUGUCAGACAGUCUGUAGUGUCUCAUACUUAGAAAAAGAUUCUGGAAAAACAUCAGUACUUGGAAAAGCUUAAGCAGUAUUAGCACUGUUCAAAUGUGGAGGAUUAAGUCCUGUUCCCCCUCAGCUUCAGAGUAUGUUCAGUCCUGAGGAGCGUCUGACUCGACAUGGGGAGCUGUCCAUUCGUCCAAGAGAGGACGUGACGGUUCACCUGCUCUUUGCACCAACCCGAGUUGCCAGCAUGUUGGCCAAGCUGGAAAUCAAGCAGUCUGGAGUGCGGCCUUCACAGCCUGGGGUUAAAUUCACUGUAAGAAUGUUACCAUUUCUUUCUCUUGGUCAUCACUCUCAUCCCUUAGGUCCUAAUUCCCUCAUCUAUAAUUUCCUGGUUGGAUUGAUUGUCAUUAUUCCAUUGAGCUGCAGUUGAAGUCUGUCACUCUGUUUUUCACAUCUUCAGAUUCCACUGUCAGGCUAUGGUGGGACCAGCAACAUCAUCCUGGAGGACCAGCGGAAACAAGCUGAUGGAUAUGUAGCAACACUAACUGAUAUUGCUGUUGGUCAUGUCAGCAAAGUGUGUCUCUGCAUCAGGAACACGGGCUCCAGAGCAGCGUUCAUCAAAGCUGUGGCCUUCUCUGACCUGCAGACCCGAACGGUCAUGGAGCCUUCUAUCAUCAGUGUGGCCCCCUCACAGUUUGUGUUAAAGGAAAGGACGCAAGAGGUAGGAAAGUGCACUCUAGAGGUGGUCAGAAGAUAUCUUGUAUUUCUGCUUGGACAAAAACAUGAUAGACUUGUGUUUUUAUAGCCUGGCUGUGCCAUCCUGUUGCGUGAAUCACUUGAUGUUCCUUCCCACCACAGUCUGGACUUCGGCCCAUAGAGAGCGUGUAUUCCCGAUCAGAAAAUAACCGGGCCAAUCAGAGACCGUGUUUCCACUGUUACCCGGACAACAGGGAAAAGCAGCCCCUGAUUGGUCCAUGUGUAGUGGUGACGUCUAACACUUGCUGCGGGACUUUUCAAAGCGCUGUUCAUUCAGAACGCCGUUAAUUCUGCAGUUGACUCUGCAAAGCCGGCAGAAAUCGUUUAUAUCCGACGUCUUCUGCGUAUAUAAACGAUUUCUGCCGACUUUCUGCAUCACAUUUUUCCUUCUGCAAUCUCAGACUGAAGGUCAAAUUUUCCAGACUUUGAAUGUUUUUUACUAUACCUGCCCACUGACUGAUCAUGGGUGGAUCCCUACAGAGCCAUUGCCAUUGUGAUGGCCUUUUUGUGUGUUGCUAUAAAUAUACUGGGGAGGUAUCUGCCUUUUUUUUUUUUUGGAGUUUUGGAUCUAUGUUUCCUAAGUAGAAAGACAAACAGGAAAAUUCAAAAUGGAAUUGGCGGCAGUCUUAAAAAUUAAAUAGAUAAAACAUUGGUGUUUAUCACUAUGAAAUUUCAAUAUAUACUGAAAUAUCGACCUCUCAACUCCCCAUGUGUGUGUCUGUGUGUGUGUUUUCAGGUUAUCACUGUGCUAAUGAAGUCCACCCAGAGAGAAACCAGCCUUUGUCAGUCGGACUCUGCACUUCUGGCUUCCAUCUGUUUGUUUUGUGGAGAUGAGAUCUCCAGGCAGCAGUACAGGAGGUGAGACCUUCAGACAUAGUCCACUUUUGUUGUUGUUUGCCAUCAUGGCAAUGAAAGGAACGGAUGUUUAGAAUGAUCAGCUUGUGAAUGAUUGUUAAAAGAAUAUGCCCAUUUUCCCAGAAAGCUCUGAUUCAGUCAAGGUCUGUCUGAAAGAAGGACCGACUCUCUCUGCAUUGAAUGGUUUGAAGCAGUGUUACUGACAUCAACAUAAAGAUCCUCAUACAGGCUUUACAAAUGCAAACGAUGGUUCUUAAUGAUACUGCAGAGGAAGUGAAACUGGUGGUGUUUACCAGACAAGCAAUCCACUUCUUCUGUUUGAUAAGAUCCAAAAAGCACAAUGCCUCUUUCUAACUUUAUUAUAAACAAGGCAGCAUCAAUGUGAUGCUGAUGGCAACCGAUGAUUUGUAUUCUGGACCAAUUUCAGAUAAACAGACAUUGUUUCUAAGUGCUGAGUGAGUUUAAAGAUUCAAUUCUAGAUGGCUCCGCUUUUUCUUGAAAGCUCAUAAUUUUAUUCCUUUGCCCUACUGUGAGUUUGUGUUUGGUUCUUUCAGAUUACUUCAGAGUAAACCAGAGGCCAUGCGAAAGGCUCUGUCCGAGAACAGUCUGCUCAGAAACAUCAACUUUAAUGAGAGGUUCCUGGGAGAGGAAAACAUUGAUGAGGGUAAGAUGCUUUUGUUUGUACUUUAAAGAUAAAAGAUUUAGUUUACAUGUCAAAAUAGUGUUGUCUCUGACUAACCUUUUUGUUUAAUAACUUUUUUCGACCUUUGUAGCCUAUGACCUGCCACAAAGACCCAAUGAAGCUCACAUCUUUUAUGGAAACAUGAGCAAGCUAAUGGUGUCACUGCUGGGAAGCACAAAGAACACAGACUGUGAGCAGAGUGACUCCACGGAGCAGCUGCUGCCCUCCUCGAGACACAGUUCAGACACAGACAGGUAGGCUUUGAAAUGUUUCAUAAAGCUAAAACAACCCAGAUCCUGAUUCAGAGUCCAGCAUAACUAUGAUACCAAUGAUAGUAACUUUAUGGAUAAAGCACUUUUAAAAACAGAGGUUUAAAAAGUGCUUUGACAGACAAAGCAGAGUAAAAAAAAACAAUGUGACAGCAGAGGAGAAACAAAUCACAAGUCAUAGAGAGAGCAGUAAAGAUUCUGAGAAGAGGGGAAAAAAAGAGACAAACGAAAAUGAAAAGAGAAAAAUGUCAACAACAUCACAUCAGAAUAAAAACUCAUUAGAAGAUGAGGGGCUGUGAGGUACAAAUAAACCAAGAAAAUAAAUAAAUGAAUAAAUGAAGUACAUGUGAUCAAGGACAGUAUAGGGGAUCAAAUAAAGAUGUAUUUAAAUAAAACAAAGUCAAUAAGUUAAAGUUGAAAAGUAUCUAAAAGGUCACAGAAAAGCAAGUCUGUAGAAGUGAGUUUUCAGAAGUGAUUUCAAAGAUGUCACUGAUUCUGCACGCCUUAUCUCCUCAGGGAGGUCGUUCCAGAGUCUAAAAAGCUCGAACUCCUUUAGAUUUGAGCCUUGACUUUGGAACAACCAGCAGGGUGUCACCUAAAGUUCUCAGACUGCAGGACGACUCGCAUAUGGCGUCAGCAUUUCAAUAAUAUAACUUGGGGUAAGACCCAGAUGAGCUUUAAAAGUGAUCUGUAAAAUCUAAAAGCCAGUUCUAAAAUGCGCAGGGAGCCAGUGGUUAAAACUGGUGUUGGUUAAAACCAGUAAGAAGCCGAGUUGCUGUGUUCUGGACAAUCUGGAGGCCAGAGAGAGAGAUUUGUGAUAGCAGAGAGGAGGGAGUUACAGCAGUCUAACUGAGAGAAGAUGAGAGCAUGAAAGACUUUUUCCAGGUCUGUUCAGGACAGAAUUGAUUUAAUCUUGGAGAUGGAUCUUAGCUGAGUAAAACUAGACUGGAUGAUUGAUUGAAGGUUGAUUUUGAGUCAUAAAUCCCGCUUCAAUCAUUGUGAUUUUGAAGUUUUUAGCCAAAAUCACGUUACCUGUGUCAAUUUCAAGGGCUUUUCACGCUAGCUUGCAGCCUAACAUUGCCGGUGCAGCAGAAGUGGCAGGAGGAAACACAGCAGCUAUUCAGCUCUCAGACACUAAUGUUUUUAGGGACAUGAUGAAAGGUAAUAUCAUAAGUAGCUUUCUUAUGAGCAUAGCAAUCCGUUACCACGCACGCUUGUGAUUGUCCUCUCUACUUCUCAAAGUGUGGCCUGCGUAGUGGGGCUUUGGGGGCAGAGCUUGGUGUUGUGACAUAGGAAAUCUCACCGUUUCUGCACCUGCUGUUUGGGUCUGUGAGAGAUUCACAGCGAUUUAAAUGCAGAAAUACUCAGAAAUGCAAUUUCACACUUACUUUUCUCAUGAUAUGUCCUGAUCCUCGCAGCAUCAGAAAAAUGCCAUAUGAACAUGUAGACAACAAAAAAAAAACAUGAUUUUCAUCAGAGUGGGUCUUUGAAAACAAAAACUGUAACACAUAAAUGAAUGAAGUCAUUAGUAGUGUGUGUCCUAUUGAAAUCCAUCUGUUAUCCAGAAAUCUCAGGACUGGAAGUUUCUGUCUACAUUUCACUUUAGACUGCCUGGUCUUCGCUUUGUCAACAGCAGUACUGUCACACUCCACUGUCAAGAACUAUUUAUAGUUUAUAGAAUAUAGAAUAGAAUAGAAUAUUCCUUUAUUGAUCCCCCAUGGGGGAAAUUUUUUUGUCACAGCAGCAUCACAGACAAGACAAAGAGUGCAAAAUGCAGUUAUAAAAAUAAGGAUCCUAAUAUUAAGAACUUAAAUAAAUGUAAUAAUUAAGAAAAAAAUUAGAAAAGGGAGAAGAAAAAAUAAAGCUUUCUACAAUAUACACAAUUUAAAUGCCAGAAAAAAAGUGGUGGUGUAAAUCCAGUUUUGUUACUGUUCAUUGUAAAGUCUUAUUGCAGAGGGGAGGAAAGAUCUGCGGUAGCGCUCCGUCCUGCAGAGAGAACUGUUCUGUAAAUGUCUUUAAAGCUCCUGUUUGCAACUCUCUGUUUGUGCUGACCUCUUGUUGCUAAUUUCUUCCUCUGCACGCGCAGUGAGUGUUUUCUGAGAAAAACAUUGUCAUACAGUCUUUUAAAAGUUAAAUUUACAGUAAGUGUUUGCAGUAGGAAAUAAAAAAAAUGACUGUUCCUUAAGUGUCCUGUAUAUCAUCUCAUCCGACAUCCAACCUUCACAGCAGACUAAAAUACAAAAAGUUUUAGUCUUAUUGCCGAUGGUCAUUUGCUUUUGUCAGUCAAAGUUAAGCAUCACUGUCAGGACUGAAACUUUUUGUAUUUUAGUCUGCUGUGAAGGUUGGAUGUCAGAUGAGAUGAUUUUACAGUGAGUCAAAAAACUCCUCACAGAGGCUUUAAGGGAACAUCAUGUGAUAAUCUCUGUGUCCCUUUCCUAACUUGUGCUUUGGGUAUUUGAACAUCACACUAAAGCUAAGUGUUUUAUCAUUUUCAGCGCUCUGCCAAAUAGCAACGUAUCCCUGGAUGUGCUGCCAGUGAAAGGUCCCCAGGGUCCAGCACUGAGAGUGACAGAGUCCCCCCUACAGGUCCCUUAAACUCUUCUUAAUUAAAUGAAGCUGUUUUCCCUUGUAACUUGAUAAAGUUAAAAAGUUUCGAUGAAUCUGAAGGAAAAGGGUUUAAUCCUCAGAGCAUGAUGUUUUUUCUCCCAUCAGGCCUCAGAGUCCUGGUCCAUACAUCCAGAACAACUUGUCCUUGCUGCUCCCACCAUCAGUGAGUACCGUCAAGUCUUAGAAAUAUCAAUAAAAAUGUCUUCGUCAAAGCUUGGGAUCUUUAAAAAGUUCAAUAUUAAGACAGUGACGGGAUCUCUUCUCAAGCAAAAGUGAAACACUCUAUCAUUGCGAGAAAUCAUCAAUAAUUGCAUUUGUUGAUGAGCUUUGUUGUUUUUAAUUUUUUUUAGGUAGUGCGGCACCAACCAGUCAGGUUCAGAUCCGGAAUAAUACAUCCAGAGAACUGAACUUUGAUUUGUCCUGGCCGGCUCACUGCCUCACCAUCACUCCGCAGCAUGGCACCAUCGAGCCUCAGUAAGAGUUCUUAGGCUUGUUUCAUGUAACGAGUCGAGAGUCCAGAUCAUCCAUAUUAUCCCCAAGGGAAUUUUUUUGUACAGCCAGCAGCAAAGACAAUAAAAAAAACACAACCAUUCCAUCCAAAACAGUCCAAACAUCAGACGAUGAUUCAUUUAAGACAGUGGAAAACAGUGAAAAAUGAGUUUUUUAAAUCUGUUAGUCCUGCAUUUUGGUCUCUGGGACCAGGAAGGAUUGACUCACAUCCUUAUUUUGUAAAUCUGAGAUAGCUUAGAUGUUGAUGCUCCACUCACCGUUUUAAGCCCCUAUAGUCUGUUUUUGUCUGUGAGGUUAAGUAAACCAUUCCAGCUCUUAAAGGUAAAAGUUUGAUUGUGUCGAAAUGAAGCUUUGAGGCUUAGACUGAGACCUUCUGAUUCAUGCUGGUUGCUCCUCCGUUGAAAUGCCUCAUAGGAUUAGACUAUUUAGAUUAAAUACUGGUACAAUAUUAAUAACAAUAACACAGCAACAAUGGUUCCUCAGACGCUAUCACUUCUCCAGUAAUCAAAGACAAAAUCAACCAGGUUCUUUGACAGCGUGAAAUGUAAACGAACUCAAAUCUCUGUUAUCAUUCAUUACCCAAAGAUGUGUUAAUAAUAAUGAUAAUAAUAAAGUAUUCAAGUGUUGACAGCUGUAGAAGAACUUGCAAAAGACCUGAAAGUUGACUCUGAUUUCUUGAUUGCACAAUUCAGAUCUACUUUCUACAAUUGCAGUGUCUUCUCUAAAAAUGAACUCCUUUACAAAUAUGCAAACACGUGUGCUGCUAAGUUAACACAGUACCUGUCUGUACAAAGGUUCUUUUGACCGAUCUAAAAGCCUGAAGAAAGCAGCUGAUGUUUUUUUUCACUAAUUUUCUUUCCUGAGCUUCAGCCUCUUGAAGAGCCGAUAAAGUUGAUUUAUCACCAUGCUGUGAUUUAAAUUUGUUUGCACCCACCAAACUUCAUGUAAACGUGAAAAGAAUCAACUCUCAUCUAUUUGAUCAUAUAUGUUUUUUUAGAUGCCACCUUCAGAUAUUGAUCAGUCCCAACCCUUCAUUAGCAACUAAAUCUGCUCUGCUGCCAUGGAGUGGACAAAUCUAUGUUCAGUGUGACGGUCAACAAAAGGUAUUUUAACCCUUUCAGUCUGUAAGACAAGACUAUCUUCAAUGUUGUUUUGUAUUCUGAGAACUUGACAAGAGCUCAUUUUGCGAUGCAACCUUUGGUUCAGUUUAUCAAGGUCCAGAUUCGGCGUGACCUGGCUCUGGAUGUGUCUGCAGCACCAGCAGAAACAUCUCUGUCAGCUCUGCCUCCUCAGUUCGCCACUCCAGUGCUGCCAGUAAGCAGAAUCCCCACCAACCCCUUACUGCCCUCACAGAUACCUCAGACACCCCAGGCCCUGGUGGAGGUCAGCAACAAGACCAUCAUCUUCCCCGCCACUCCCUCAGGGGAAACAUCAGGUAUGACCGAAGGACACAAGUUUCGUGUCUCUCUCCUUAUUUUGUGUGUAUAUGAUACACUCAGAGCAGCGCUGAGUGACCUGAAAAAGUUCAAAUGAAAAAAUGUUCUUCACCUCUGAAGCUCUGGGUUUUCUUGAGUUAGAGUUUGCAGGCAGCUGCAUGUUUUCUCUUGAGAGAUCCAACUCUCUGUCGCUCCUCUUCUUCAGAGGCCCAGCUGGAGGUGCAGAAUGGAAGAGUGGAAGUGCGCUGGUACCUCUCAUCAUUUGCUCCCCCAUAUGUCAAGGUGCUUUUUACUUCAUUCUCUUCUUUUUUUUCCUGACAUCUCUUUCAUUCUUGUUUACAGUUUUUUUGUUGUUUCUCCUUCAGUUGUCCCUCCUCAGGGAACACAUGCUUGUAUUUGUUUAGUUGUAUAUUUCAUAAUGACUUUGUGAUGCAGAGUGAGGAAGGCUUUGUUGUUUUUCCUGGCCUUGCAACUCUUGUCUGAUAAGUUUCUUUUAAUAGUUUACACUCCUGAUAUUGUUGACUGACUCUCCUAAUUUUGCUCUAAUUUGGUGUUUUCUUCUCUCCUCAGGGUGUUGACAACUCUGAAGAUGUUUACCGUGCCACCUACACUGCUUUCAGAUGCUCCAGAGUCUCUGGCAUUCUGGGGGCCCAUGAGAAGAUGAAGGUAGUCACCUUUAUCCGUGUGUAAACUGGUCAACAUUUCAACCUUGAAUUGAUUGAGCUCUUUUGGAAACAGUCUUGGGUAGGGUUGUCAACAAAGAUUGUAUAUUUAAACUUCAGUUAGAUUACUUUUGGAAACAAACAUUCAACUAUGAGAAGAAAAGACCUUCAUGUGGUUGUCCAUCAUGUGGAGGGCUUGGUCACAGCAUUGUUUCAUGACAGUGACUUCACAGUGUAACUGGGCUGCAAAGAGAGUGAGUCAAGUUUAUGUGAGCUGGCAUAUCUGUUUUUUUAAUUUUGGACAUCUCACAUGCUUUUGUUAGGUAGAUUAAGAUAUCAUCAGCCAAAAUGACAGGCAGGAAAUUGGAAAAUAAAUAAUUAUCAUUAUGGUCCAAAUAGAAGACCUUUGUUACCUUGACUUACACGUGAGAAAAGUGGUAUUGUCUCAUCUUAGAAGUCCACACUCCUCCAUGCCAGCAUGGUAACGACAGGUAGUGAAGUGCAAUUUACAACGCAUCUUUGUCUUGUUUCCAUAAAUGAGAAGAGACUGACCUAGAUAGUCAAAUAGUGACUGGCUCUCUGGCUGAAAGGGAAGAAGAUUAAUGGUCAACCAGAGUGUAAUAUGCAAAAAGUCAAUCACAGCAUGCAGCACUGAUGGGCAUUACAAUUGACCUUAAACAGAUUAGAAUGAAGCCAUCAGAAACAAGCACCACCGCAUUGUUGUUCAGGAUGGUUCUGUUCUGUUUGUUCUCUUUUUAAGAUGAAAGUGAAUUGCAGACUUUCAGGUUGACAUAAGCAUCAUAAUAAAUUGCGUGCACAGCGAAAUCAUAACUCAUGAGGUUAACCCAACCUGAUAGUUUUCUGCCUCCUCGCCACAUACAAAUAAAAUCCAUCCAUCCGUCUUCUACCGGUUACCUGGAGUCAGGUCAUGGGGGCAGCGGCCUAACCAGAGAAGCCCAGACUUACUUCUCCCCGGCCACUUCGUCCAGCUCUUCCUGUCCAGCUUCUUCCCCUCUCUCUAAGGGCACAUCACACCACCCUCGUUUGAACUGAACCCUGGAGCGUUUACCCCCUUGGUGCGGUUCGUUGGGUCGAUGUGAAUGCUGACCUCGAACUCUGGUGAGGACCAAAUAAACGAACUCUGGUCUGCCUGAAGAGGUGGUCUUGGACUACUAUCAAGUGAACUCUGGAGCGGUUCAUUUCUGGUGUGAACGUCAUCCACACCAAUCUCAGGAAACGCUCUCACAGAAAGGCUCUCAUUAAUGCCUUUCGCUGUCUCGCCUUUAUCUGUCUGUUGUUUGCAGCACGUCUACUCCUGAAUGUAUUAAUUAAUGCCGCAGUUUGCGCUCGCUGGCUAACGAUCUGUUCAUACGCGCAAUUGACUAGUGUCUUUUGAUACGCGCUCCAGAUGAGUAGCAAAAGCAAAAUCAGCCUACGAUGAAGGCAGCAGAGCGGGGUUUGUAUUCCUGCAUAAACUAAUGACCAAUAACCGAACGAUAUUCGCGGUCACUUGACUUCCAGUUCCGUUUUCUGGAGCGAUUGAGUUUGUCCGUUGUGAACGCAAACUGGACCAGUUAAACAAUCAAAACAAAUGUAUCGUCUUGCCUUGGAUUUGAAUCAGGAAUCAGGUGUGAAUACGACCUAAGAGAGUCCUGUGAAGAAAAACUAAUUUCAGCUGCUUGAACUUGUUCUUUUGGUCAUUACCUACAUGCUCGUGAUCAUGGACGAGGGUAGAAACGAUUUAAGAUUGACCGGUAUAUUAAGAGCUUUGCCUUUCGGCUCCGCUCCUACUUUACCACAACAGAUCUGUGCAGUGUUCUCAUCACUGCUGAUACCGACCCAAUCCACCUGUUGAUCUCCUGCUCCAUUCUUCCCUCACUUGUAAACCAGACCCUCUAAGAUGAGAAGAUGUCUCUCUAUUAGAAGCAUUGAUACACUUAAAUAUUGUUUGUUUUCAUCAUCAUUGUCUUGUCCUUCCAGGUGCCCAUUACUUUCCUUCCCAGAGACAGAGGGGACUACGCCCAGUUCUGGGACUUGGAGUGCCACCCUGUGUCUGAGCCACAGCUGAAGACCAGAAUCCGCUUCCAGCUCUGUGGCACAGUGAGAUCCAUUUAAUGGUUUAUAGAGCAUUUAACUUAAGAAGGAUGAGUUAUAGUGGAGUUCAGCAUUUUAGGCUUUGAUUUGCACCCAUUCCAACUCAUGUUCGAAGCACAUCUUUGAGAAUGACUUUACAUGAGGCCUCUUAUUUUUGAAAUGCACAUCAAAGUUAGAUUUGGCAAGUUACUGAUUCUGCAGAGUGCCUGAAGGCAAAGCUUUCGGUGUGUAAAUGUUCAUGAGAGUGGAGUGGGUGGUCAGAAUACCACAAGUGGUGCUUAGAAGUCGUCUCUGUUUUCCAGGUCCUCUAUAGAAUGACUGAAUGUGAUCUUUAUUUCUCUUCUUUUUUCUUAGUUUCAUACAUUUCAUUUAGCAUCAAAGCAUGAAAGUAUCCACUCCACCUGUGUUAUUGGACAUGUUUAGAUGACAGUGAUCUGCAUUCACUCACUUGUUUUGAUCUCAAACCACAGAGCGAAUACAUCACCAUUACUAAAUGGGAAAUGUCUCACUGUCAAAUAAAACAGGGUAAUCAUCUUCAUCAGUUAGAUAAAAGCAGCACGUAAAGCAGAACGUGGACCAUGGCUUCUUUGUUCUGUCAGUGACAGAAUUAACAAAUGAGAUGAGUGAGGAGGAGGAGAGAGGUCCUGCUGAGAUGGGCCCACAGGCUUCAUCUGAGCCGUUUUAAUGGAGGGAUUUUGAAUGACUCGCUUAACUUUAGAGCAAGCACACAUAGCAAGAGAGACAUCAGAUGGACGGCUUCACAUAAGUAGCUUUAAAUGUUUGAGUUUGUUGUUGCCUUUUUCCUUGAUGUGUGUUUGACAAGACUUCAAACGUUCCUUUUCAAAGUUUCGAUUGACGUGUUUGAUGAUCAGCUCGUUUCAUUUUCAGUUUUCUUUGUAUUUAGCUGAUGACAGUUCACACUGUUGGUCAGAUAGAGCGAAGCUAGUUAUUGUUUGAUGAUGUUGAGGUCAUAAAGAGAAGGGAGAAAUGUAGUCUUUCCUCAGCUUAAUAGCCAAACAGCUCAAAUUUGCUUAUGCAUCUUCAGGGGACAAGGUUUGGACCAGUGGCGGAACCUCAAGAGGGAGAUUGCUCUUUAGUGAAGACUGAAGCCACAGUCAAGACCAGGAGGAGAGCUGAUGCCUCAUCAGGAAAGACUACGUGAGUCCUGCUGUGUUCAAACAAAAUGAAUAAUAUUUAAUGAUCUAUCACUUGAUGAAAUGUUUCAUCUUUUGAAUCAAAUCAUUUUAGUUUUGUUGCUCUGAUGCUUCAGCAAUCUGAGGUACGUUAUUAAACCCUCUUCCUUCCAUGUACCUGUUGUGUGGGGCAUAAAAAGACCUGUUAGUUUAAAUCAUAAUACAUGAAGGGAAAAAACACAUUUAAUAGAAUUUAUUGUAGUUAGGUAGCUUCAGUUUUCAGGUUCAUCUUUGGAGACUUAAAGGGAUAUCCUGGCGUAAAAUUAAGUAAUGGUCAAACACACCAUAACACCAAGUUAGACACCCCUUCGGGGGUUGAAUGUUGCCGACUGCUUGCCUCUCUAGUCAUGCCAACUUUUAGUAACGACCACUUGAUAACAAUACACAGCGGUGUACGUCUCUACACGCAAACCUCAACCGAAACGCCACUCUAUAGCCAAUUCUAAGAACAGCAGUUAACUUCAUCAACAGUACAUAGAGGGUCCCAGCCAUAGCACUAGCCACCAAACAUCUUUUUAGCUUCGCCUGAUUUCUUUAGCAAAGAGCAGCCGCUUAUUUUUGUGGGAAGCCCUGACCAGUCGAUCACCGGGUGCAGUGGAGUUUCACAGCUCAAGGAAGAACAUUUUAUGAUUAUUACUUCAUGGAAAUGCAAUCAGACCAAGACACUAAGGCAGAAGAACUACUGCAUCUGCAGUGCAAAAUGAUUAGUAUGAUGAUUAUUACUUCAUGGAAAUGAUCCGCUGCACUCUGCGAUCGACUCGUCAGGGCUCCCCUUCAAACACUGUUUAACUUACUGGUAAUCUUUGUGCUUCACAGCCAGGAGGAGUCUGUACGAAGAGGUGUAUAUUCUCCACAGGAUCUCUACACUUAUCCAGCCACACGGGUCAGUGAAUCCAGCACUCUGAAGGUCAACAUCCGCAACAACUCCUCUAAUACACAUGAGGUGAGGCAUGCCUGAUAAUGAUGAAGCUCUCCUACUACAGUAGAAAGUGAACUACAGUGUCAAAGUUAAAUCCAGACACAUGAACAGAUCAUUUUGACCAGUGUUUCCAAUGGAGUCUUUGUAAUUGUCUGUCAAAUUCAGACCAUUCAUCCUAAAGUGAUUUAAAAGAUAAAGCAAAGAUAGGGAUGGGACACUCGGGUAGCCUGAAAUCUUCUUUAAAAUGCUCUCACAGAUACCACCUCCUCCCCUGAAUGAUUAACACGGGCAGAUUUCCAAGAGAUGCCCUGAUGCACAGAACAUGAGAAGAUUUUGAUACAAGCAUAUAUAUACCUGUAGACCAGCCGUGGGAGAAUGGAGGCUGAUUUGUUUUCUGAUUGUAGAUUCUGGAGGGUUCUUUCAUUGGAAAAAAUGUAAGAAUUUCAGAUAGAUAAAUUAUGCUGUAUAUGAGGUAUCUAGAUUUGUGAAGAUCCACCUAAGAGAGGGUUUCUAUUAAGGAUCUGUGGAAAACCUCCUCAUGCUUUAUCCCUUGUUCACCGUUUCUCCUGCUGUCUUGAUUAUGGCUCAGUGAAAGUCUUAAUGCUCUGCAGAGAAACAAAGAGAGGGGGAGGUGUACUCUGAUCCGUUUGCCUCGCCAUAAAGAUGGAUGUGAUACCUCUCCUUUUCAGAAUAAGCUCAUCCUUUUGUUUUGUAGUGUUUACAUAUUCUGAAUGCUCACUCUGCUUCAGUCUUUAUGUAGGAAACAUAUCCAUGCACUUGUGCUCCUAAUGAAGUGGUGGGCAGAGACACAGUGACUCUGCAGAACUGUAGUUUGGUGAAUAUGAAGAAUGGCCAACAUGUAGAUAUCUGACAGAGAUUAGGAGUUGCUUUAAAAACACAGCACAUCCCUAUUGACUGUAUUUCAGCAUUGCUGAGAGAAGGCUGCAUGCUUAUUGGAUUUCUUUGUAUUGAAUGAUAAAUGUUAUAACCCCUAACACAUGUCACUGUGCUCUGCAUGGAUUGAAUAGUUGAUGUGUGGCUUCUCUAAUUGACUUGCAGCUGAGAUUUGUAAACCCUAGAGAGCCCUUCCACAUCAAGCAUUCCAAAUAUUCCCUGAGGUAAGUCCCCCUGACAGAUGCUCUGCUUUUAUAUUUUGAGUUACUGCCUGAUGUUUUUUUUUUUUUUUUUUAAGUUUUAAAAUAUGUGACAGUAUGUUUCUGAGUUUAACUCUGAAUCUGUAUGAUGCCUUUUUUUCAAUUGUGAAUGCUCACCAUGAAACGUUCUGUGACAUGUUUGGACCCAGAGGAUGAUGGUAUUUAAUCAGGUACAAGUGAGUCUGAGAGAGGAGUUCUGUUUGUCUGAACACAGGUAUCAGCCAGGCUGUGCUUGGUAACACUUCAUCUCAAUGGUUCUUGUGAUAAGUAUUUAUAGAAGAGCCACAAAAAUAAAAUGUCUAUGAGCAUUUUUGAAGGUCUUUUAUAUUAGUAAGUGUUGAUGAAAGUGUAGUUUCAGCAUAGUUUAUUGCUCUCAUUAGAAACUUGUCAACAUGUUCUAUACUUUCAUGAACAUCGUUAGGAGGUUUUAUCAUGUUAAUCAGACGUUAUAGUAGUCAGCGUUUAAUGAACAUAGUUAUUAUUGGUUAGUAACACUCUCAUAGGGAACUAAUGACCAUUUACAGUUUAAAAUGAAAUAAGAUGUUUACUAACUUUAAAGCUUCUGUGAGGAACUUUUACUUUGUGUUAAUCAAGACACCCCCCCCUGUGGCCAAAGCAGUCUUUGCUUGUCUUCUCCCCUACUUACUAUAGUUGUGGUGUCUUCUUACACAAACCUCAUUCUGCUGACCACUGACUGUCAGAAAUGUGCUGUUAGUAUUUUAUGUGCAAAUUGUAAAGACGGUGCUGUUUCUUCAGCGUCUCAGCUGACACCUACCCUCUCAAAUUGGUUCAAGGCAUCAAGAUAAUAGACCAAAAUUCAUGACCAUUAGUGACAUGAUGGACAACUUUGAAACUAUUUCAGAAACAAACAAACAAACAAACAAACCCCCCUCAGUGGAGCUUUAAUAUAACUUAAUAUAACUGAAUUAGCCUGAUAUUAUUAGUAGUCAAUAAGUACGUAAUAAAGGAUGUAUUACUUUGAUUUAAUGCUCAUCACAAGGACCUGAUGAUAAAGUGUUAGUUUGUGCUCUGGUGAUGUGGGUGUGUUUUCAGCAUGGCUACCGCAAGGAAACAGUGAAGAAUAAUUGAAAUAGAUAAAUUGAUAAUAGAUCAAAUGAACAGACUUCCACAUCACUGAAAGCAUCAUCAUCUUCACACACUUGUGUGUGCGCCUGAUAAUGCUUUAUACUCUGGACCUGAUACAGCCCUGCAGUUUGUUUGGUGUUAAUCGUGAUGUGUGUGGAUUUUUGGUAGGCUUAUGGUGAUGCAAGUGCUUAUCAAUGGCUCUUGUUUUCACAUACAUUUCAGAUAUCUUUUUUUCCUGAUACUGAGUUUGAACCAAAAUAUGCAAAUGAAUUCAUCAGGAAAUAAACAGCUCUAUACCAGUCAGCUCAAAUUACCACCGAGUUGGGGUGGUGUGUAUAUUGGUUUAGAUGGUCUAAUAAUGAUGUAUACCCGAAGGUAAUUGAAAAUAAUGAAAAGACUUCGUUUCAGACGUUGAAACUGAAAAAUGAAUUGUGUCGUGAAAACUAUACAUGCAUUUUAAAUUGAAUGCGAGCAACUGCCAACUUCUCUUGGCCUGAGCUCGUUUAAGAUGAAAAACUAUCCUUUGACAUUCCUCUUGGAAAUCGUGGAUGCUGUCUGCUGUAAAGAGAGGACUAUCCAGCUGUUUACUGGCACUCAGUUUAAAAUCCAGUCUCCCUGACGAUAUGGCCUCAUGGCAUGGGCAGCUGACACAUUUGAGAAAAGGACCAUUAAUGCUGAAUAAUACACUCACAUUUAGAGUGCUGCCAUUCCAGACUGUGACUUUUUCAGAGACUUACAACAUUUCAUUUCACUUUCCAAACUUAGAAACUACUCUUCCAGGUUACCAAACAUUUACAUUGUUUGAAGGUAAAUCAGCCCCUGCACCAACUUUCUUUCAUGCGUCUCUGGCAUUAGAAUCAAAACAAGCAUAUAUGUUUCGUAGAAUUAAAAAUAUAUAUUUAUAUCAUUUAGUGUGUUGUCUUUGCUCUAUUUUCAAUGACAGGUUGGUUGUAAAUAAUUUGCAAACCUGCUUUUUUUUUCACAGUGUUGCAUUACAAUUGACACUUUUAUGAUUUAGCAGGUGUAAAUCUUCAAAAUUACCAAUAAUGAUCAUGCUCAUGCCAAAGAUAGGUGAUAUAUUUUAUUUUAAUAUUCAGUCCUAUAAACAUUUAUCAGGGAAUUAAAAAGGUUUCUUCAGUUUAAAUCCACAGAAAAACAAACCCGUCUUAGAUUUGUCUCCUGUUAAAAACCUUAUAAAAUAUUGAAUUAAAGAAUCAUAGGACAGCACCCCUGAGAUGUGCUGUGUCCAAUACAGUCACAGAAACAUAUUUUUAGGUGCUUUAUUUGGUGUUUCUCGGUUUUUAGUUACAUGUCUGUUAACUCUCAUCUUCAGACCAGUUAUGUGACGUCAUGUCUUUUGUGCCCUGUUAUCUGCAAGAUCUACCUGUCUCUAGUACUACUGUAUUAGAACUUCCUGUUUGAGAUUAAACAACUUCAUUUGCUUCUUUAGGACUCUUCACUCGUAUUCCCCCAGUUUAUUUACUGAUAUUCAAUCCUGCUAUAGGCUUUUGGUUAACUUGAAGUCAUUACAAUUACUGUUACUAGGAGAACUCCAUUAGCACUCAGCUGUGAAUAACAUACUCGGACUGCCCCGUUUUCAGUCCAUUUAUUGUGCUGGAACAUCUGGUAUUGUGCAGGGUUUAGAGUUCAGUGUUGUGCUUUUAAAAAUGGUAUUUAGAGGAUUAUUAUUUCAUUACAUGAUUCAUUCAAAGAAGUAGCUCUUUUUGCAAACAUGCACAUAAAUCUAUGAUGAUGCACUCAUCUGAGAUUCAGACUAACAGUCUCUCCAUUUCCGGACUCUGAACUGUCCUUCUCUCCCAUCCAUCAGAUCACAGCACUAUCUGAAGCUCCCCGUCCAGUUCAAGCCCAGUGCUGCUGGCAGACACACAGGCUUGCUGCACAUCCAGUCAGAAACAAGUGGAAGUCUUGUUAUUCAGCUGACCGGUGAGGCAUUGCCAUGA
Messenger RNA from Xyrichtys novacula (pearly razorfish), 44589 nucleotides. The record is from the annotation of a GenBank genome assembly. Lineage: Eukaryota; Metazoa; Chordata; Actinopteri; Labriformes; Labridae.